AUGGCUGCCUUGCACGUCUGUCUGGGACAGUCGUACGAGGCAGUUAUCGAUUGGAGUAAAAAUUAAAAAAUGUAAGGUAAAAUGUAUAAAUUGUUGCCAUUUGCCUUCCUACCAGUUAAUUUAGUUGACUAACAAUUUCUGUCUGAUUUAGUCCACUAAAAUUCUAGAGAUUUAGUCUACUAAAAUACGACUAAAACUAAAAUAAUUCAGAUGACUAAAAUACGACUAAAACUAAAAUGGAUUUUUAGUCAAAGGUGCACAAUGUGCACUGUACCCAUAGCCACAUAAAUGCUAUACUAUGCUUGAUACCCAGUUUGCACCAGUUGUUGUGGCUGUGCAAACCUGCUUGUUUACCAAAUGCACAAAUAAAAUAAAGAAUUUAAAAAAAUAAAAAUAAUAAUCAUUCUCAGGAACUAGAUACAGCAGUAACCUAAACAGUCUCACACUACAAUGAGUGACACAGGCUUUAUCCCAUUCCCUCACAGGAACAUCAAAGAGACUUUCUCCAUCAGUGCCUAAAAUCGGUGUCAAGAAGAAUCUGGUUUGGAAAUAUUAUUAUUAUUAUUGGUAUUUAUAUAGCACCAGCUUAUUCCGCAGCGCUUUACAAUAAAAGGUGAAUUUACCAAAUGAGACAAUAACAAGAUGUAAUAGGAACAAUAGGUAAUUGAGGACCCUGCUCAAACAAGCUUACAGUCUAGAGGAGGUGGGGUAUAAAAACACAAUAGGAAGGAUAUUGAGAGAGACAUCAAAUAGACAUGGUGGGAAAGUGGCAGGACUGAAGGUGAAAGUGGAAUGUGGCUCUAUAGGAGAGAGCAAGACAGGAGAAGGUCACUAGUAGAGUGGAGAGACCGAUAGGGGACAAACCUAUGAAUCAGUGAAGAAAUAUGAUUGGUUUAUUAUUCCUCCUUUUCUUCCCUCUAUUGGUCACUUCUUGAUCUGUGAAUAAAAUGAACCUUAGUGACUCCCCACUAACCAUCAAUCACCAUUUUUUUCUACCUUUUGAUUGGACAAGAUAUGCAGCCCAGAUCAUUUGGCAGACAUAUUGUCCAGCAAACCACAAUUGGCCCAAAUUCAGGCGAAUUUUAGUUUGGACAAAACUGAAUGCUCAAGUCUAGUCCAAAUCUCUUUAGCCAUAGAUGACACUGGACUACAAUUCACAUUAUUCUUUAGAAAACUAAGGCUAUUGAUGAAUCAUGGCAUUAGUAUUAUUUAGGUCAACAGCUUCAUUAAAGAAAGGUUGUCUGUGCAUGUGGUUCUGUUCUGUACUGUUUAUUAACAUUUUGGGUCCAGUAAUGGUGUAAAGUACAGCAAGCAGUGGACCUCAGCAUCAGUUGCCACGUAUUGAAAAAAAAUCUGAUGAGAACAGACAUGGUGAGGAAAUAAUUAGUGUAUCGUCAAGUUUAGAGGUGUACAGACGCAUUACUUAAGUGUUCACAUCAGUAAAAUGCAGUAAUAUUGAUGACAAUUCAUUCACACAAUUUAGCAGACUGUACAUGUAGUUUGAGGUCCAGUAUGGACAAUUAUGGAAUUUUUACAGUUUGUUUCUCACUGCAGAUCUUGCUAUUGUGAUCCAUUUCUUCUAUGGACUGAAGUCCAAGAGCUUUUAGAAUAGCAAAGAAAAGGAAGGAAUUUGGUCCAUACCAAUAUGACUUGUGAGUGUCAGAUCUGCUGGUUUAUCUACAUUUAUUCAUUGCAUUGCAUUGUUAUCCAUUUCCUCAUUAAACCCAAGACAUGUGUCUCACUCCAGAGCAUGUGUUCUUCCUCAUAAAUCAGCUGGUCAGCAUCCUUCUCCAGUUUGCCUGGUGGCAGCUGCAUUCCUGCAUACUGCCAUUUGCUAUUUGAUAAUCUGCUAUGUAUGUGUAACUAAAUAAUAAUAUUAAUAGUAACACAUUUCAAAUAUAAUAAAUAUUUCAAUUGGUCAUUCUACACAUGCAAGUAGUUAUGGCAAAAUGUGAUAAAGACCCUUAGUAGGGUGUUUUAAAAAAUAAAUAAAAAAUUAGAUCACGUUUGGAAUGCAUACAUGCAGGUAUAUGUACAUCUCAGAUGCUUUUAGGUGUAAAAUACCUAAAACGUUCUAUUUCCCACUAUCCUCCCUCCCAAAGAAAAACAAAAAACAUCAACUUCUCUUUUACUUGCUCCAUGAUUUUGAGGACACUUAAGAGCAAAGGUGCUCAUCUUUUUAAAAGCUGAAUGCCACUUUGAAAAGUUAGUAGAGGUACAGACAACAGACAAUAAAAACACUUACUCUGCUUAUUUUUUUUUUUUACUAAUAGUCAAAUGUUAGGAAAUAUUCCUGUGUAGCUAUUCAGAGGCAGUGCACCAGAUGACAAUCAGUAUGUGCUUCCAUAGAGGGAGAAUAUUCUGGACACGUGCAUUCUUAAAUUGACAAAAAUCUAUCCUUUUCCCCUUUCUACUAUUAUAUCUCCACUUUGGCUGAAUUUUUUUUUUCACAAUGGUAGAAUUUUGGCUGAAUUUUGGUCCGAACAAUUUGAGAACGUAAUCUCAACAGACAAAAAAGCAGUAAAAAUUGUGCAUUUGAUUGUUGACAUGCAAAAACAGCUACAAUAUUGCCUGGCCUAUAAGAAUAUGAAUUGACUAGCCCUUACACUAUGGAGCAAAUGCCCAGCAUUAGGCUGGACAUCCUCCACUACCACCACCAUACCAGGCAUUGUGGGCUGCCACAGGUGUGUUGUCAAGGAAAGAAAGGCAAGCAGGCCAGUAGGAGCACUCCAUACAUUUGGGAAAUCAGGUAGGCGAUUUUGUUAGGCUGCGCUUUUGAGUAGGGCCUGGAAUGAAAUCCAACAAAAUGCUCAAGAGUGAGCUGGUUGACAACUAUUGACACAUUCUAUGGGAUGAUGAGGACUCCAACUGUCCCUGUCCAACCUGCCUCUGUUGAUAACUGGCAGUAUCCUUAACGUCUCACUGCUCUGCUUAAGAGUGGAAGAGAUGUGAUAGUGGAGGUGGUAGAGCUGCUGCAUAACCCUUUUUUAAAUGCCCGUCAUUGUAAUGUAGUUUAAAAAUGGGUUGCUGCUUGGUGGAUUUACUACUACUGUAGCCUCAGUAAUAAAAACUAGUGAGAUGACCCUUCACCUGCCCCCUUCUCACAUUCUUGAUGUACAAUUUGCUGCCAUUUGGCCCACUUGGGUGCACUGAACAUGAUCCCAAAGUUUGCUUUGUAGCACAGUACCAAUUGCCUUGUGACUGCUAGAUGUUGGUGGAUUUGUAUCAGUGGAAGCUGUCACACUAGCCUUUAUUUGACCAACUUAAUUAAGUUAGUUAAUUAAUGCUAAUGGAUAUGUUGAUUGUGGCAGUACAAGUAAUGUAACAUUGACAAUUGGUACAGCUAAUGUCUUAUCUGUCUCUACUGGAUGAGCCAAUUUUACAGCAGAUGGACUUGAAGAUGCUGGACAAUAUACAGUAGGGGACUGCACACUAGCUGCCAAAGGAAAUACUGGUUAUGAAAGUGGUGGUGGAGUACUUGUGGUAGAAUUGUCAAUGGUCAACAUAACAAAGGUCUUCCAAAUAUCAGAAGCCAUGGCUCUACUGCUGAUGAUGGAUUGAGGAACAAGACCCUCACUUAAAUUUGACUUGGAAGUAAUAUGUUCCAUAUAUGAUGGUGGGCUUGCUUUUAUUACAGUAAAUUUGGAAUAGGGAAGUUUGUGUAAAUUAUCACAAUUUCAUUCAGCAAAAAUAGUUGCUUGUAUUUCACACACACACCUACGCACGUACAAACGCGCAUUCGUGCUGAAGGUUACUUUGGAUUUUCAAAUGAUUUGUAAUAAAUAUUAUAUUUCCUGUGAUAUUUGGAGUGGGUAGUAAGGAGCCAGCAGUGGUCAUGUCCAUGAUAAAGGCCUCUGUGUAGGCCAAAACAUUGCACUUUUUGUUCCAAUAAACCUGCCUUCCUGCAGCAACCCUGAGUGGCUGGACCUAAUUUAUUUUAACAUGAUAUAAUUAGUGCCAUGGACAACAUAUCUGCCCUCAAUGGGGCUAUGUGUGCCAGGAUGACAGUCUAUCCAUAAACUACUGCAGUAGCACUUAUGGGGCUUAAAAUGCACUGAAAUUAACUCAAAUUGCAUCGCAUGUGCAGUUAUACAGAUGCUCACGAUGCACUUUCCCUUAGUACUCCUGUCACUGGUGACAGUGUCAGUAUGUUAGGUGAUCAGUGAAACUAAGGAAAAAUUGUGUGUCAGAUGGAGAGACACUGUGAUGAGGCAGGUCUGCAAUUCACUCAUUGAACUCUCAAUGUAAGGACUAUAUGACCAUGUGAUUAUGUUUGUUAAAUGCUUAAACAAUUUCCCUGCAUUAUAUAAAACAGAUAAAUGCUAAUAUAAUGUUUUCGUCUCCACAUCCCCAACUCUCAUCAGUUAGAGGAGAUUGGGACAUUAUUGAAUAACCAUGCACUGCUUGUCUGGUACUGCUACACAUGUGCCCCAUCUUGCAUAUAGGUUUCCGAACUCCCAAAUGCAUGGCGUUCAUAUUGAAAAAAACUAUUUAUCUCUCUCCGAAACAACUUUCUACUUCAUAUUUAUUAUUCUUUGCUUAUUAAACCUUAGUAGCUAAGCCGAUAACAUAAUGUCUUUCUAUUACAACCAGCAGCCUAGCUUUGUGAUAUAUUAGUUGUUGUGGCUUUAGUUUUUAUCUGCUGCAACUUGUUAGUCACAGCAAGAGAAACUCCACAAAAUUAAUAUUUAAAUGUACAAACAUAUGUUUUGAAGACUGUACUUUUUGAGAAUAGUAAUCAGAUAUGUAUAUUAGUGCUGAAUGGCUCGUAAACUGUGAAUUUUUUUUACUGUGCGUUGUUUUGAAGUUUCAUUCAAACAUUUAAGAUUUUCUAACUUGUUUUCAGAUUAUUGAGCAAUUUAUGUUGAUAAUUAUCUGACACUGUGAAUUAAAAUGCCAGUAAAGGGUUAAACGGGCAGGUCCCACACCUGUUAAAUGUGAGCAUACAGGGUGUGUUUACUCAGGUACGGGACAGAUCUAUAUAAACUGAGAGGAUUCUACAGUGGAGAGACUGAAGGAGAAUCAAAAGAAGAAGAAAACGCAAAAGAGAGAAAAAGGAAUCGGAGAAGGCAAGGAAAAAAAACAGGUAGAAGAAAAGAGGGGGUUGGGAGAAAAAUAAAAAAUAAAAAAAGAAGAUAUUUGCAUGAUAGAGAAGGAAGGCAAACAUUAAGAUUUGGUAGAUAGUGUUGAGAUAAGAAGUGCAGAAAAGAACAAGGAAAUAUAUGAAAGGAGAUAUGGAAAACAAAUAUUAAGGAAUAAAAAAGCUAUACACAGAGAAACAGAUUAACAGAACAAGUGAAGGGAGAGGAAGGAAGAAAGUGACAUCCCUCACACCAGUGACACGUGUCUCUUCAAGGAUUUAAAGCAUCGUCAGCGAGAGACAGAGGGAGGAGAAAGGACUCAAACAAGGGGGUGGGAGAAAGAAGGGAGUAAAAUAAAGGGGAACAUAGAAAGUAGACAGUAGGUAAAACAGAGGUGUCACAUAGUUGAAACCAAUGACAGUGUGACAACCCGCAGGUGGCACAUUACAGAAAGGUAAAAUUCAAAACUUAGAAAAACAGCUUUGAAACAAUGUAUUGUUCUAAAAGAAACACCUGCAGUUAGUUAUGCAUUCAAUGCUAUGUUUUACUUUUUGAUUAUUUAGCAGAAUAAUUAGCUAUUCUAUGAUGCCUCUACUGUCUUUUAUGUCCUAGGUUUAAUUGUCUGUUUCUGCAACAUUUUUGGUUUAGAAUAAUUUUGUGCAAGAUUAGUGCAAUGUUUAAAAUUAGUUCCAUCCCUUUAAGUUUAGUAAUUAGAGGAUAAAAGGCGGAGGUGAAUUGGGGAAUUUCUGCGGGUUCUUAUCUUUUUUAGCUUAGAUCCUAUAAUCUUAAACCAAAUGUUCAGAAGUUGUAUACUUAUAUACCUGAUUACACGUAAUUUAAGAAAUUGUGAUAUUAUUCAUCCAAAUGUUCCAAACUAAUUUCAAGAAUAAUGUUCACUUGUAAAAUAUUGAAAACUGAUUUUUACCUAAAGCCAUUGAUAAACUUUUCAAUAAAAUUGAAUGCAGUAUUGUUUUAGAAUGUAUAUGUUUUAUUAAUCCCAUAGAAAUACAAAAUCAGUUUACCAAAUUUAAACAUAUAUAUGUGUGUGUGUGUGUGUGUGUGUGUGUAUGUAUGUAUGUAUAUAUAUAUAUAUAUAUAUAUAUAUAUAUAUAUAUAUAUACACACAUUUUAAUAAUAUAUUCCUUUAUUUAUUAUACAAGAGUGUUGCAAGAGAAAUACCCUUUCUCUGAAACAUUUAAACAUUUUUUACAUUUUUUUAAUGGAAAAUAAACUAUUUUAAAUGUGAAAAUUAAUCCACAGGGAUGCAUUAAAACAUUGUUUAUAUAUCUGUAAAUAUCUUAUAUAAUUCAUUCCCUGGUGAAUUACUAACUUUGUCCAGUCUUAUUAUUCAAAGAUUUUUAAUGAGCACUGCUUAAAACAAUCAAAAUAUUUGGCAAGAACAGCUUAGUCUGGCAUUAAACAGCAAAGCGAAGAGUGUGUUAAAGUUCCAUCAGUUAAUCAACUGACAAACAUGACAUUAAACAUUUGCUUUUGUAUUUAUUAGUAUGGUCUAAAUGUGAAAAUCAGUUGGUAAAAUAAAGUUAUCAAUGUAGUGCUUUAAAAAAUGAAUUUGAAGAGUAGGAUUAUUCCAUAGUUAACAACAGAGUGAUAUGAUGAUCAGAAAAGUUAUGCCUAUUUCUUUUUUGGGGGUAGAGGGUGGGGGUGGUAGAGGUCUCCGCAAGCAUAGGCUCUGUCUCAUUUUAUGCAAUAAUAUCUAAUUAGUCAAUAUUGUAUACACAGUAAAUUCUUUUUAUUUUUUAUGCCAUGCUGACACACAUAUGGCUAAAUUUACCACACGAUAAGUUUAUGUAAUAUUGCUUCAACAGACAUUUAGAGACCAGAAUUAACUAUUCUUUUUCAUGGCAAAAAUAGGCUGAAAAUUAAUAACUUGAAUACACAGCUUAAUGUAACGUUUGUUUCCAUAGGCCACCAAUAAACUUAAUUAAUACAGGAAUCCUUUUCAUAAAACCUUUUAUUCCACAAAAGAAGAGCUAAGAGCACAGUGUUCUGGUGGAAUCGAACAAUCUGACCUCAAUAUAUCCAUGGGUCCUAUUUUAAGUACCAAUUCUUUGCCUCUUAUCCCUGUUUGGGAUGAUCUCUUUGUGCAGACUGUGGCCCCUUUAACAGGCUUAGAAAUGUCUUUAUCUCUGCUCAGCCACUGGAAUAUAUGGGAUUUCACCACUUAGCAACGGAUAUAGGAUUUACAACACAUAUGUACUUGCCAUGUAAUACAUUCUAUGAAUCUGAAAUUUUGUAGCACAAAGUUUAUAUUAGUUUAUACUAAUUGUAUAUGUCAUGCUGUGCAUUAUGCGUUGUAAUAAAUAUAUUGCUAGAAGUUAAGUGAGAUACUGGUAUAAUUUUGUACUAAGCGUUUAGGUUUUUCUAGGUUAUGUCAAUGAAUUUACUGUGCAAGAAUAAAUUAUAAACAAACCUUUUAGCUGUUCUGCUUGAAGCAACACAGAAGAAAAGUAUCAACAGAAUACAUUUUAAAAUAAAAUAUAUUGGAGUAUAGAUGCAGUGUUGCCCUCGAAAUGUAUGAAGACUGAAACUGCAGUAGCAAAAAUGAAUAAUUUAGGACAAUUCAAAAGCUCACAUUUUUCAUUAAAUUCUUGUAUUUAAUCAGUACCUGAUGUAAUGAUGAAUCGUUUUCGUAACCCCAUUUAUUCCAAAACUGAAAUUCUUGCAGGGCAGCUCUUUACUACUUCUGAAACAUAUUAAAUUGAUUAGUAAAGGCAGCAAUGAGGUAAAACUUUUUUUUUUAAAUGAAAUAGGCCUCCUAUUUUAUCACAUUCCACUCAGCAGGUUGGGUGUCAACAUUCUGAUCAGGUGGGUAUGAAACAGACAACUUGUUGAUACCCAUUCCAAGCUUUUAGAGCAGUUAACCACAGCUUCCUCCAAUUUCUGUAUCCAAUGAACUCAGGAGUGUGAGUAGUGAGCUUGAGUGAAUUGCUUGCAUGUGCCAAAACAUAUCCCACCACCAUAAGAAGUCCUGUGGAUUCCCAAAUCUGGUUUUAAUGGUAUAUAUCUCCCUAAAUAUGAUGCUAGCAUAUUGUCCAACCAUUCCUAGAAAUAUGUACCACUAACAAACAUUAACUAUAUUGAACUUGAUGUCAGAUAUGUGACAGUCUGGCACAGCCAAACCACUCACAUACAUGAAGAGGUGCAUACAAGGUGGUGUAAAUGUGCUGUGCCAUAGCUGUGUAUGUAAGCAUAUAGAUGGAAAGUGGAUGGCCUGUUAAAUUUGUUUGUUGGCAUCCUCUGGCACUGUAUCUUUGGUUGAGAUGGCUGAUACUUCUAGAGUCUAAAAAUGAGCGUGUAAUGCACCCUAUAAAUUAAGUGAGCAAAAAACAGGUGCAAGAGAAUUCUGAGAACAGGCAGCAGCUAAAAUAGCCUGCCCUUCGGUGGGUCCCCGCUCAGUUUUCAAGCUAGUUUUAGCUCAUCUUGUGCCAUUACAGAAAGAACAUCUCUGAAACAUAUCAGACUGGUCCCACCCAUACAGGCAGUCCAGAUCCGAAAUGCCAGCAAGUUCCCUCUGCACGAGGGACACAGCAACCCCAGACGAUUGUUUCAGCCUUGUUAGGCAUCAUCAGUGAGGCAUAGCUGAUAUCUCUCUAGGCACCAUGAGAAAGGGGUCCACGCCUGGAUUACCUUUUAAACUUAUGGAGAGCAAAGAACGGGCGCAAGUAACCCACAUUCUUUUGCUCAUUAGACUAUGGAAAGGGAGAAGGGUGCUGUGCAAGUGCCUGUUUGUUAAACUGGGAUCCAGGAGGCUUCUGCAGUGAAAAUGGGGUAGAAUUAAUGUAAGUGGCACUUGCCUCAAUCCCUUACUUCACCCACACACCCCUGUACAUAUGAUUUUAAGAAUAAGGGGUAUACUAUUGGCUUUAUACUACAUUAUAGAGGCUUCUGGGAUCCCCACAUUAAUAAAUUAUCCAACAUAUAACAGCAAAUGUUACGGAAAAGAGUUAGAGGAGCCAUGGCAGUUAUUAAUUUUCACAGUCUCUUCCAACUACAACAAAUUAGGUUGCAGAGAAGAAGAGUGAUACAACUUUGGUCCUAUUUUGUUGCUGGAGACCACCAAGUUUUAUACUCUGUGCAUUCAGUUUCAGACUAAUUGCAAUCAGUCCGAAUUUCAUUUUGCUGACGCUGUAUACUGAAAUGACUAAACGACUGGUACAAUGGAUGAGAAUUGUUAAUUUGCUUUGGGAUUUGGAGUUCCACCUGUGGAACAAAACAAGUGAUUAUUGAUGGGGGAAAAAGGUUGGUGGCUCAGGGGCAACAACUAAAUGUUGAUUUUAUUCAAAGAUAAGUGAAAUGGAUGAACCAACAGAACGAAAAAAAAAGCAGGAGCCGUAAAAUACAUAAUAUUUAUGUUAUGUAUAUAUUUUGCAGUACACUUUUUGACCCUAUUUCUCACCCUCUUUUUGAUUGUCCAAAUUGUUUUCCUGAAUAGUUUUCAUAGAUGUUAUUCGGGCAAGCCAAACCCUUAAAAGAACAAGUGUCAGAAGUUCCGGACUAAAUUUUAUAUUUGAUAAGGCCAAAACACAUUUUUCCACUGUGCACAAUUCUGCUCAGUGGCAACGUGCUUGUUUUUUCAUUGAAUGUGCAUAUGAAUUAUUUUAGUAAAUAUUUGAAUUUCAUUUUGGGUUUAAAUUUGGAAGUUAAUGUAGUUCUAAAGAUUUUUUUGGAGCUUAACAAAUAACCUCUAUGUGUAUAUAGACAAAUGUUAUGCCUGGUUUUGAAAUUGGUGCUGAUAAUAACUUCUUAUAAUCCAAGUGUUAGGAACACCAUUUCAUAUCAUAUCAUGCCUGGUCAUUGGUACUUGAGGAGUUGAGGAAUAAGAAUCAAGUGAAGCAGGUUGAUAUAAAGGAGAUAAGACACUUGUUAAAAGUUAUUGAAGGAAUAAUGUUAAUCAAUCGUUUAGGUUAAAUAUUUCUGUAUAUUUUCUCUAGACAUUAAUGCCCAGCAGUGUGAAGAAAUGGGCAGCAGCAGUACAAACCUCCCUGGCGGCACUCAUUCCCAUCUGGAUCUUCAGGAUUCCACUCUUACCAGUCUGGAUAAACCUCCAGAAGAGGGGACAUCUGGUUACUAUCUGCCAUUCUGCGAUAUGCUCUUUGGAGCUGACGGAGGUAACUGGGUAUCAAAAGGAUUAAUACCAGUUGGACAUCGGGGGGAAGUGCAAAAGGAACCAGAGCAAUGCCCUAUUAUAGACAGCCAGGGACUACACCAUGAAUUGGAAUAUCAAACCUCAUUACAUAUGGAAGAUCAUUCUUUGGAGCAAAUGCAGACUAUGGUAGUGGGGGAAGUGUUGAAAGACAUUGAAACUGCAUGUAAACUUCUCAACAUAUCAGCAGGUAAGUUGAUUUUUGAUAUUACAUUAUAAUUUUAACAUGCAAAGUCAUAUGCUAUUCCGUAAGGAUAAAAAAGAUGUGCAUAUGAAUUAUUUUUAGUAAAUAUUUGAAUUGCAUUGUGGGUGACAUUUGGAGGUUAAAUGUUGUAGUGCUAAAGUUUUAUUUUUAGCUUAACAAAUAAUACAAACUUACAUUACUAACGCCAUGGCGCCGCUGUCCCUAGUUAGAUUCAUGUCCACCCAGUUUCUGAUGUUAAAACCUGUAUAAAAAGCUUUUUUUUUUCUAGCACCAACACUUUCUCUGCAUUCUGCACCUCUCCAAAUUAAAUUAAGUUCUUUCCUAUGGGCUUCUGUGUCCUGUGACCAAGUUUUACUUGGUCAUUGCUGCCGGGACUCCUUUAGUUGGUGUCUUCUAGACAGCCAAUAGAGGGUGUUUAAUCCUGCAAUGUAAGCAUUGCAAUUUCUACAAAACUGCAAUGUUUUACAUUGCAGGGUUAAAACUACAGGGACACUGCACACAGACCACUUGCUUAAAGGACCACUAUAGGCACCCAGACCACUUCAGCUUAAUGAAGUGGUCUGGGUGCCAGGUCCAGCUAGGUUAACCCUUUUUUUUAAUAAACAUAGCAGUUUCAGAGAAACUGCUAUGUUUAUGUUAGGGUUAAUCCAGCCUCCAGUGGCUGUCUCCUGACAGCCGCUAGAGGCGCUUGCGUGCUUCUCACUGUGAAAAUCACAGUGAGAAGACGCCAGCGUCCAUAGGAAAGCAUUGUGAAUGCUUUCCUAUGGACUGGCUGAAUGCGCGCGCGCGCGUCUUCUGCAUGCGCAUUCAGCCAUCUGGAUCUUCAGGAUUCCACUCUUACCAGUCUGGAUAAACCUCCAGAAGAGGGGACAUCUGGUUACUAUCUGCCAUUCUGCGAUAUGCUCUUUGGAGCCGACGGAGGUAACUGGGUAUCAAAAGGAUUAAUACCAGUUGGACAUCGGGGGGAAGUGCAAAAGGAACCAGAGCAAUGCCCUAUUAUAGACAGCCAGGGACUACACCAUGAAUUGGAAUAUCAAACCUCAUUACAUAUGGAAGAUCAUUCUUUGGAGCAAAUGCAGACUAUGGUAGUGGGGGAAGUGUUGAAAGACAUUGAAACUGCAUGUAAACUUCUCAACAUAUCAGCAGGUAAGUUGAUUUUUGAUAUUACAUUAUAAUUUUAACAUGCAAAGUCAUAUGCUAUUCCGUAAGGAUAAAAAAGAUGUGCAUAUGAAUUAUUUUUAGUAAAUAUUUGAAUUGCAUUGUGGGUGACAUUUGGAGGUUAAAUGUUGUAGUGCUAAAGUUUUAUUUUUAGCUUAACAAAUAAUACAAACUUACAUUACUAACGCCAUGGCGCCGCUGUCCCUAGUUAGAUUCAUGUCCACCCAGUUUCUGAUGUUAAAACCUGUAUAAAAAGCUUUUUUUUUUCUAGCACCAACACUUUCUCUGCAUUCUGCACCUCUCCAAAUUAAAUUAAGUUCUUUCCUAUGGGCUUCUGUGUCCUGUGACCAAGUUUUACUUGGUCAUUGCUGCCGGGACUCCUUUAGUUGGUGUCUUCUAGACAGCCAAUAGAGGGUGUUUAAUCCUGCAAUGUAAGCAUUGCAAUUUCUACAAAACUGCAAUGUUUUACAUUGCAGGGUUAAAACUACAGGGACACUGCACACAGACCACUUGCUUAAAGGACCACUAUAGGCACCCAGACCACUUCAGCUUAAUGAAGUGGUCUGGGUGCCAGGUCCAGCUAGGUUAACCCUUUUUUUUAAUAAACAUAGCAGUUUCAGAGAAACUGCUAUGUUUAUGUUAGGGUUAAUCCAGCCUCCAGUGGCUGUCUCCUGACAGCCGCUAGAGGCGCUUGCGUGCUUCUCACUGUGAAAAUCACAGUGAGAAGACGCCAGCGUCCAUAGGAAAGCAUUGUGAAUGCUUUCCUAUGGACUGGCUGAAUGCGCGCGCGGCUCCUGCAUGCGCAUUCAGCCGAAGAGGAGGAGAAGAGAGAGGAGAGAAGGAGGAGAGCUCCCCACCCGGCGCUGGAGAAAGAGGUAAGUUUAACAACACUGUGACAACACUGAAGAAAUCACACUCUGCUACAAUGUAAAGUAGUAAGUGUACAGCCUGUGUAACAGUGUAAACUUGCUGUCCUCUCAAAUAUAUAUUUUUAGUUAUGUAUAUUUACAUUAUAUAUAAAAAAAAUAUAUUUUAUUUUUGAAAAUUGCACUUUUUUUUUUUUUUAUCUAGCUGAGCAGCCAUGUCGGUCAGACUCACGGUUACCUGGUCAACUGCUGCUCAGCCUCAACUUGUCUGCAGCUGUGGUUGCUCUGUGUGAAACUUCAAACACAGGCGUUUUAGAUUGAUCAGCAGUUGGCCAGUUAACUGUAGAGUCUGACUUAAUAUGGGCUGCUCAUCCAAAUAAAAGUGCAAAGAAAUUAUUAUUAUUUUUUUUCUUUAUCUGGGUGACCUUCUCCCAAGUGUCCCACUUGCCAGGGAUACAUUCAUGACAUCUAUGAAGCUAAUAUCAUGCUCCAGACCCUUUUGCUCUCAGUUUAGGUGAUUACAAAAUGUUAAAUCCCUUAAUGACUAUUGAUGCAUUCUUAAAAUAUUACAUUGUACAUGAUGCAUUUUUUAACAGUAUAUAAAAUAAAUAAAUCAAUAAAUUAUUAAAAUGUGUGAGCUCAUAUAUAUGUGCAAUGAUAUAUAUAUAUAUACAUAUCAGGUAAUUAGGUAAAUAUCCACCAAUCCCUGUGUACAUUCCUUUACAUGAGAAGCAACAGCUUUGAAAAUACAUACAAAUAUUUUAGAUUUUAUGAGCAAGUGUGGCUGUUUGUGAUUGUUAAUUACUCUCUGCUGGUAAUUUGCUGAGUCAAAAGAUUGAUGAAUUUUAGGCUCAGACAUGUUCUCUUUCACUUGCCUUUAUCCAACACCAUGCUUUGCUCUUGGACACUGACCGCCACCAUCAAUCCAUCUACAUACCAGACACCACCAUCAAAACUCCAACUUGCUUCCCAAUCCACCAUAUAAAUGCACACAUAACCAUCACUAUUAUAUGCUCACAUACUAUCUAGCUAAGCACUUUGUAUAAAAGAACUUCAAUUGGUAGAUCUCAGCUUACAGGCAGGGCCCUCUCUAUCGUUUGUGUUUUUCUCUAUAUAUUGCAUGUUCUUCCCUAAUGGUACAGCGCGGCAGAUAUGUUGGCACUUUAUAAAUACCAGUAAUAAAUAAAUAUCAAAACCAUACUGACCUCUGCUGCUAUGCCCCUAUUAAAUCCAAAAACAGUGUCUGCUUGCCGUCACAUUGCAACCCCACACUUGCACCCACUCUCUUAAAAUCCACUAUCUAUUCCCCUUAAGUCUAGGUGCUGUACUCAAUGUCAGGUCCAGCACCCCUCUAUCUUUGCUACACACAAAGGCAUUGCACCACCCAAACAGACUAUGCUGUAGAUGUGCCAAAUUCAGCAAUUAAAAUAUGCCAUUUAAUAUGCAUCUUUUUAAACAUGGCACACAGGCUACACACCGGGUCCUAAUGUCCUGGAACAAAUUGCUAUAGGAUUGCUAAAUUCAGCAAUACAAUGAUUAGUUUAAUAUGUAGAUUUUAACAUUGAUGUACAGGUUACACACUAGAUCUUGGUGGCAAAGAAGCCAUUAGUUGCUAUCCACAAAUGUCCUAGCCACACUUCUAAGUGAAAGGAGAACUCAUUGAACUCAGGGGCUGUUACAGAUUGUCAAUGUCAGCAUGUUAUACGUCUAAUGUCCUGGAACAAAGUUUGUGAGCAAUACCCACACCAGCUCACACUGCAGAACAAGAAAAGGACUUGAGUUAAUUUACUUGCAGCACACAGCUCUGUCACUGAUCCAUUCCAUUCCACACCUGAAUAGUGCAAAGAGAAGAGUUAAGAUAUCACACGUCUUGAUGUUAUAACUCUGCACCUUGUCAGGCACGUACCAGAAUGCAAGAGAACCAUGGCACAUAUGUGUACAGCUGGUGUAUGCAAACACCUGGCGCAUCAGCCACUGUGCCAAAAGAAAAAUUGAACUAAAUGGGGGAGUGGUAGGAUAUAUGGAAAAUUGAGGGUAAUUUUGUGAACAGGAUAGAGUAGGUUAAACAGUUAUGGGGUGGGGUAAUUGACUAGGGAAAGUGGGGCCAUAAAUUGUGAUGAGGGUUCAUUGUUUUGGGGGGGGAAUUUGGGUGGGAAAUUGUGGAAGGACGCUGCUUUAUUAGACAGGGUAAUGUAAAUUGUCGAGGGAAAUCAAUUUGCUGGAAAUAAGUAUAGAGAUGUGAAUAUGGUAAGUAAAAUAUUGUUUGGGGGUAACUGGCACUGGGAAAUGGUGGUGUGAAUAGGGUAUGGAGAGUAGUUGGCAUGGGUAAGUGCAGCUGUACAUUGUAAAGAGAUUAAUGACCAGGGGAAAAAGUAAGGUUGUAAAUUGUGGACAGAGUGGUUACUUAGCAUAUUAAAAUAGAUAUGUAAAUUAUUGAGGUGGCAAAAUUGACUGGAGAAUUGAGAAUGUGAACAUAGUUAGGUGAAAUAUUAGCAAGAGAGUAUUGUGAUAUAAAUAUUGUAAGGCUAGUCACUUGGCAAGAGUCUAUAGGAGAAUUUUGAGGGACAUUGUAGCAUGUGUAAUUGCCAGGAGUAUGUGGACGUAGUAAAUAAUGGUAAGAUUAAUUCUUUGUUAGAGUAAAGUAUUAAUGUAUAUUGUUGAGGGGGAUUAAUGGUCAGUAGUAUUAAAGGGCCACUAUAGUGCCAGGAAAACAUACUCGUUUUCCUGGCACUAUAGUGCCCUGAGGGUGCCCCCACCCUCAGGGACCCCCUCCCGCCGUGCUAGAUGGCGAGGAAAGGGGUUAAACUCACCUUUAUUCCAGCGCCGGGCGGGGAGCUCUCCUCUCCGCCUUCGAUCCUCCUCCUGGGCUGAAUGCGCAUGCGCGGCAAGAGCUGCGCACGCAUUCAGUCGGUCUCAUAGGAAAGCAUUCAUAAUGCUUUCCUAUGGACGCUUUCGUGUUCUCACUGUGAUUUUCACAGUGAGAAGCACGCAAGCGCCUCUAGCGGCUGUCAAUGAGACAGCCACUAGAGGAUUUGGAGGCUGGAUUAACCCAUUUAUAAACAUAGCAGUUUCUCUGAAACUGCUAUGUUUAUAAAAACAUGGGUUAGCCCUAGCUGGACCUGGCACCCAGACCACUUCAUUAAGCUCUUUAUUAAGCUUCAUUAAGCUCUUUACUUGAAGUUCAAGAUCAGCCAUAUAAAAGGUUACAAUACCCUCCAGAUUUAAAACUAUAAUCACGGGAUGUAAAUGACAGCAAGCAACUUGGCAAUUUGGCAGGUACUCAUUAAUCUCCACUGGGACCAUGCUCAUGUAACAGGUCACGCUGACAUUACACAUGUCAGAGACUGGCCAAUUUAUGUAUGUUCCCCCAGCAUAUUCUUCCAUGUCCCAAUCCCAGUUGCAUGUAUGUGCAUGUAAAUAUUUAUGCAUGUAUACUAUAUAUACCACUUCAAAUUUAAAUACAUCAAAAGGGUUACUCCAGGCACCAUGACCAUGCCUAUUGUCUGGAUGUGCAGUGAAACCCUGCACAUACCGAGUUUUGGGAUGUUAUCAACCAGCCCAAAUCUAGAAUUGAGGGCUGACUAACCUCAAUUCUGUGUAAAUAUCUAUGCACAGAAUCAAAUGUAUUGGCUGAGACCUGACGUGGCAGAAUAGGUACCUGACUUCUGCAGCUCUGCAGAAGCCAGAUGAUGUAAACACUGCUUCAGAAAACCCUCAGCACCCAGCAGGACCAGGAAAGAGAGCAAACCAUUUUAAAAUAACCACUACAGCCCAGUUGUGAUAGUUGGAAUAACCCUUUAAGUUUUAUAUUUCUUAGCUGCUUUGUGUAAAAAAGUUAAAUAAACUGUGAAGAUACUUAAAGGGAUGAAAGGAAAGGACCUAUGAGGAUGUAAAUGGGGAUUUAUUUUUAUUCCCCCCCCAAAACCACAACUCUAUGACCCUCUUUCCCUACCACGACUCUAUUUCUCUUUGGAAUUAAAGUUCCAUUCUACCUUCUCUUUCCCUGCCACGACCCAAAUUCUGUCUGUCAUUAAUGUUCCACUCUACCUCCCUCUGUCUUCCUUUCCCCAAGGUUCAGUACGCAGAACCUCCUCACUUAUUGACUACUUACACUGGGAGGGUGCCAGGGAAAUCCUGGCACCAUAACUGCUACAACGGGAGUGUUCCUUUAAGAGAGAACAUGUGAAAGGAUGAGUGAAAUAGCGCAUAGUACAGUAAACACAGUACUAUAAAUACGAAUAAAUGAAUAGAAUUUUUAAAUGAAUGAACGAAGAACUCUUCAAUCGUUUGUUUUAUUACAAGGAGGGAGCUACCGGCGCGCAGUCCCUUCCUUGUAAUAUGUAAAAAUAGAAGCGGCAGGGAGCAGUGCUCCCCGCCACUUUCUAAGCCCCCAGUGUCCUCACUCACUCUAUGGGGGUCAAUAUGACCCCCAUAAUAGCAUAAAAGAGAAUAAAAUCUCUCGAAGGCCCCUACUCGCUAUGCCGCGAGUAGGGGCAUGUCUACUAUGCAGUGAGCAGCCAGUGUCUUCUCAUUGUUAGAAAAAAGCCCCCCCUCUAACAAAUGCCCUGGGGUGGGGCAUCUACUAACUAGUGGGGGGGAGACAUAGUCCCCCCCCAAUCCCCUCCCGUGUCACGCGAGUGGGGGCUAUAAAAGUAAACAGGGGACAUAGGGUCCCCCUUGGCCUCCACCCAUCACCCAUGAACGGCGGGUGGGGGCCCAAAAUAACAAUAAGGGGGGGACCUAUUGUCCUCCCCCCGGCCCCCACCCCUGAGCAGUGGGUGGGAGCCCUAAAUAACAAUAGGGGGACACCUAUUGUCCUCCCCCCCCCCACCCCAAGCGGUGGGUGAGGGCCCUAAAUAACAAUAAGGGGUUUCCUUUUCCUUUCUUAUGUGAUGUUUUGAGUGAUAUUGUAAACAUUUGUAUUUAUUUAUUUAGUAUUUGUGAUCUAAAUAUAAAUUUAGGUAUUGAGGAGAUUCACAAAAAUUCUAAAAUGUUCUCCAUUUUGUUGAAGUCAAUUAACAAAUCACAUGGUUCUGUUUUUACAAUUUAGGAUCCACAUUUGAUAUAGCCAGCAUGGUCAGGCAUAUAUUACCAAUUAAAUUGCAGUUUGUUUUAUUUCAAUACUUCUAUAUUUGUGUAAUUUCUAUACAGCUAAUGUCAACCAACAGGAUAAGAGGGCAUACCUCAAAAUCAUGGGGGAGAGAUCCCCCUUGAUCAACCAAUGGGUUACCACUUAAAGAUAUUUAAAUUAACUCAGACUGCCUUGGGAAAAUCAAACUGACUGGAGAAAUCUCAAUGUAUCCAUCCUGGUAACAUAUUUUAUAAAUUUUAUAAAUACCAUAAAGCUUUUCACACAAACAUUUACAGGCUAAAUCAUUAUCUGUUACACAUCCCAUUCAGUCUCUCUUUCAUUGCAUGCCCUAUUAUCCAUUUUAUUAUUAUUUACAUUAGAGAACUCCUCUACCUAACAGACUCCCCUCUCUUUUCCAAUAAAGAUCCAUAUUUUGCAUGCUGUUUUUGGUAAAACACCAGUAAAAAAAAAGUAUAACUAAUGCAUGUAUCUUUUCAUUGGGGUAUAUCUUCUAAAUGGUCAUAUAUGUAUAUUGGUAAGUGGAGUGUCCCUUUAAAUUGUGUAAAUAUACAAUAUACUUUAUUGUAGGUAUCCAUGAACAGCAAUCUAUACAUUAUUUAAUGCAUGCCAAAUUAAAUGUGUAUUGUGAUUCCAUUUCAAAGCUCUAUAGACAUUUAUUAACCACUUGAUUUUCCAUCUUGUGGUUUAUUGUGAUGUCUCCUGAAUCUUCAUAGUAUGCACUUCACCAUAAGGUAAGGCUCUUUUCUGGAGAUUAACCCCUUAAGGACCAAACAUCUGGAAUAAAAGGGAAUCAUGACAUGUCACACAUGUCAUGUGUCCUUAAGGGGUUAAAGCAAAGAGGACAUCACAUGUUUCACCCUUAUGUAAGCCUCUAGUCAUUAUGGAGAUUAAUGCAGAGAUGAUAUCAUCAGUCAAAAACAUUAUCAGUCCAUCUACAAGUCCUCUUUAUUUGGAGAAAAACUGAAUAAUGGUGGCAGGUGCAAUAGUUAAUCCUGCUAAGGAGUGUAACUUUCAUCUUUCUUGGGUUGUAAUGAGAUUACGUCAUUUUAGCUCUAACCCUGUAAAUCAUGUGAUAUAAAAGAUACUCUAGUAUGUCCCUGCUUGUAACUUUAGGUCUCCUCUGCGACCAUGAAAGGGUUAAUAAUGCAUUUUUCCACUUACCUUAAUUCCAGAGGUCUCCUUCUCCAGCGACAUCAUGCCAGUGGAGGAAACUAAUGUGGAUAUGCAGCGAGUGUCUUGAGCGCAUGAGACUUUCCUCACUGGGCAUUUUGCCAUAUGUCCUCAUUGCAGUUUUAAGGGUACAGGAACACUGCACCCAGACCACUUCAAUGAGAUGAAGUGGUCUGGAUGCCUAUAAUGUCCCUUUAAAGUCAACUAAGGUGGCCACGUAGGGUCCAGGAGUUAGAAAUGGGCCCAUGCACAGUGCAAAUGCUUGGUCCCAUUUACAGCUUAAUGAAGUGGUCUGGGUGCCAGGUCCAGCUAGGGUUAACCCAUUUUUUAAUAAACAUAGCAGUUUCAGAGAAACUGCUAUGUUUAUUAAUGGGUUAAGCCUUCCCCCAAAGCCUCUAGUGGCUGUCUCAUUGACAGCCACUAGAGGCGCUUGCGUGCUUCUCACUGUGAUUUUCACAGUGAGAGCACGCAAGCGUCCAUAGGAAAGCACUGUAAAUGCUUUCCUAUGCGACGGGCUGAAUGCGCGCGCAGCUCUUGCCGCGCGUGCGCAUUCAGCCCAGGAGGAGGAACGGAGGAGGAGAGGAGGCAGAGAGCUCCCCGCCCAACGCUGGAAAAAGGUAAGUUUAAACCCCUUUACCCCUUCCAGAGCCGGGCGGGAGGGGGACCCUGAGGGUGGGGGCACCCUCAGGGCACUAUAGUGCCAGGAAAACGAGUAUGUUUUCCUGGCACUAUAGUGGUCCUUUAAACAAGCACACAAAGCACCAUAACAGCAUACUCCACUGGGUAUGUUGUGAAGAAUUCCCUGACACCAUCACACAGUCGGAUGCCAAACUAUUAUAGCAUGGUUUGACAACUUAUGUUGAUCCAACCAGGCGAUUAUGCCACAUCCAAUAGCAGGAGAAGCCAGAUAUCAUGUUAGUGUAAAACAGGACUGCAUUCAUUGGCUGAAACUGUCUGAUGAGUGCUCUCAGUUAAAGGGACUCUGUAGGCACUUUCCCAGGUCCCAUAACCCUGAGCGGGUAAUUAUUGCAGUUUUUACGAAACAGCAAUAAUUACCUGCUAAAGUUAACUCCACCUCUAGUGGCUGUCGAAAUGACGGUGGACUUCCUCCAGUGUCACACAAAACCCUAUAACAAAGCCCUAAAUAAUGCUUUCCUGUGGGGAAAUCCAAAUGCGAGUGUGGCCAUUCCCACGCAUGUGCAUUAGGCCUCCCCCUAAGGCUGACAUCUGCCGGGUAGGAGAGAAGGUGGACCCCUGCUGGCCCUGACCCCAGGUAAGUGACAGAAGGAGUUUUUAACACUUCUGCACCAUGGGGGAUGGGAGGGGACAGGGCUUGACAGAGGGGGAAGCUAUAGUGCCAGGAAAACAAGUUUGUUUUCUUGUCACUAUAGUUUCCCUUUAACGACUCUAGUCCUGCUUUGCUCUAAAGUGGCAUUUCGCUUUUUUUGCUAGAGAAGACUGGAUGCUGUGGAGGGGCACAGAUGUCAGGCAAGUGGUUAAACCAUGCUAAAACCAUUUGGCAUCUUGCCAGGAAAGUGGUCAAACAGUGUUUAAACUAUUUGGCAUCUUACUGGGGGUUGGCACCAGGGCACCUCUAGCACCAACCUUCACCACUACAGUGGUGCUUGGAUUGUCCCUUUAUAGGGACACUAUAGGCACAAUUUUUUUUUCAAUCAGAUGUUAGCUUGCUUAAAAGUUUUUCUUUCCUGCUCUGUGAAUUGAACUUUAAUCACACACAAGAGGCUCCUGCAUAGUCUAUGAGAGCAGAAGAUAAGAAAUUCUAGAUUAAACAGAUUGUGCAAUACAGGAAUUUAUAAUAUCUAGGUUCCUUUCCAGCAAGGAUGUGCAAGUCAAAUGCAGGGAACUGUGACUAGGGCUGUAUCAACAGAGUUAUUUAAUUUCUAAAUGGCAGAGAAUUGUGAAGUGAGACUGCAGGGGCAUGAUCUAUACACAAAAACUGCUUUAUUAAGCUAAAGUAAUUUUGGUGCCUAUAGCGUUCCUUUAACUUAACUCUAACCUUAACCAUAAUCCUAAUUUUAAAAAUCAUGUAAUUCACGAGAUACAUAAUUCUGGAGCGUGAAAAUAAUCAUUGGAGAAAUUCAUUAACUACUUAACCUUUAGUUCUCACAGGAAAAUAAUGCCAUUGUUAAUUCCUGAAGAUAUCAUAAUAAACCACAAUAUUAUAGAUUAAGUGUUUUAUUAUUAUUAAUAUUUUUAUUAUUUUAUUAUUUAUAUAGCGCCAGCAAAUUCCGUAGAGCUGUACAAUGGGUUGAUCUCUCCAGAGAGUGAGAUGAUGCUACUAUUGCUAUGUAUCUUUUAUUGUAUCUGUUUAUUAGAUUUUAUUCCAUAGCAACUGGAAUGUCAUAGAAUGAUGUAAAUGUGAAAUCUUGUCCUCUUGCAUUACUAACAACGGCCUUGUUUUAUUAUUUUUAAAUACGUUUUCCAAAUUCGUCAAUAUUUUUGGAUACAUUUUUUAAAUUACUUUUUUCAAGAAAUGUAAAUAUAUAUAUAUAUAUAUAUAUAUAUAUAUGCAUAAAUCUAAAUAUUACAAAAUUAAAAUAUAUUCCGUAAGAUUAAAUCUUUUUAAACAUUUAUACAAAAAUAUUAAGCCAUUUGGAAAGCGUAUCUAAAAAUAAUAGUUCAGGACCAUACGCUUUGAUUUAUUAAGCUUCCCAAAUGAUUUAAUACUGUUAGAAAAACUUUCCAUAUGAUUUAGAUGCAAACAUUUCCGUAGUCUGUAAUGUUUACUUCCGUAGAAAAAUCAUUUGGAAUGUUUUACUAAAAUAUUGUCUGGGGUUGCUGUAUCUCUUGUGCAGAGUGAACUGGCCUGUAUAUUGGAUAUGGACUGCCCUUUUGGGUGGGAUUAGUCUGAUAUGCAAAUGUUUAGGUUAUCUCUGUAAAAUUGCUAAAAUCAGCUUGAUAACUGGGCAGGGAUCUCACUAAAGGGCAAGCUGUUUAAGUUGUUGUCUGUUCUCAGUAUUCUCUUGCACCCUGUUUUUAGAUUCUAACAGUAUUGAACCAUUUGGAAGGUCAUAGGCCCCAAUUCAAUAUUUUUAUAAAAUAUUUUCAAUUAUUUAAUAUUUUUAUAUAUAUUUUACAUUUUUAUUUUUUUAAAUAUUAAAAUAUCAAGAAAUAUUGUUUAAAAAAAAAAUAUUUAUAUAUAUAUUAAAUCCUUUUAAAAGAUUUGCCCUUAAAGUCUUCUCUUCUCACCCGAAGCAAUUUAACUCCAAUAUAUGGCCUUAAUAAACUUUUCAAAUGAUUAAAUACUGUUAGAAAAACUUUCCAAAUUAUUUAUGUAGAGAAUUCACCAUAUGAGACUUUUUGUAGAUAAAGCAGUACUGAAUCAUUUGGAAACCUUAUUAAAUCAAAGCUGUAAUAUAGGUGUGGGGAAGGGAAGACAGAAUGAAUGAUGGCAGUUGUGAAUUGCGGUUGCUGUCCAAGAGAGCAACUCCUAUUUAUCUCAGACAGCUGGAACAAACAGGUCUCCGUUCUAAAGUAACAUUUACGUGUCCUGUGAUUCACAUCACAGAUCAAACGACUUAUAAGUCUCAUUAAUUUAUUGUACAGCGCCGUGCAAUAUGUUGGUGUUUAUAACAAAAAAAAAUCAUUUAUUUUCUGCUUAUUAUUAUUAUUACUGGUAUUUGUAUGGCGCCAUCAUAUUCCGUAGCGCUUUACAAUAUUAUCAAAGUGGGAGAUUUAACAAUAAAUGAGACAAUUACAAAAACUUACAGGAACAAUAGAUUGAAGAGGGCCCUGCUCAAACGAGUUUACAGUCUAUAGGAGGUGGGAUGUAAGACACAACAGGUUUAGGUUAGUUUUUAAUAAAAAGCUAAUUUUUAGUCCUUACGUACAUAAACAAACAUGAAUAUUUUCAAUAAACUUGACAAAUUUAAUAUUAUUUGGUCAAUUACCAAUCUGUUGAGUAAACUUGUCAGGGUUAUUCAUUAAAAGGAUGGUUUAAUGAGCAACUGGGUUCAUUCACAAAACUCUCAAUUGUAGUAAAUAAAAACUUAUCUGUAAAACUUAGGGGGAAAAAUGGUGAAUUGGAAAUGUUUUUCCAACUAUGCUGCAGUCAUAGUUAAGCUAUUUAGUCUAAACUUUAAAUAUGUGGUUUUCAUGUUUGUAUAAUUCAAUGUUUAGUGAAAAAACCCUAAAGUGAGUAUAAAAAUUUUGUCCUGAAUAAACCAUAAAUUGAAUUUCAAUUUUUAGGCCCACUGACAUACCACCUAAAUGAAGUCCUCUUUCACUCUAAGGCUAUAUCAUAUCUCUCAACCAGAGGCUUAACUACAGGGAGUGCAGAAUUAUUAGGCAAGUUGUAUUUUUGAGGAUUAAUUUUAUUAUUGAACAACAACCAUGUUCUCAAUGAACCCAAAAAACUCAUUAACAUCAAAGCUGAAUAUUUUUGGAAGUAGUUUUUAGUUUGUUUUUAGUUAUAGCUAUGUUAGGGGGAUAUCUGUGUGUGCAGGUGACUAUUACUGUGCAUAAUUAUUAGGCAACUUAACAAAAAACAAAUAUAUACCCAUUUCAAUUAUUUAUUAUUACCAGUGAAACCAAUAUAACAUCUCAACAUUCACAAAUAUACAUUUCUGACAUUCAAAAACAAAACAAAAACAAAUCAGUGACCAAUAUAGCCACCUUUCUUUGCAAGGACACUCAAAAGCCUGCCAUCCAUGGAUUCUGUCAGUGUUUUGAUCUGUUCACCAUCAACAUUGCAUGCAGCAGCAACCACAGCCUCCCAGACACUGUUCAGAGAGGUGUACUGUUUUCCCUCCCUGUAAAUCUCACAUUUGAUGAUGGACCACAGGUUCUCAAUGGGGUUCAGAUCAGGUGAACAAGGAGGCCAUGUCAUUAGAUUUUCUUCUUUUAUACCCUUUCUUGCCAGACACGCUGUGGAGUACUUGGACGCGUGUGAUGGAGCAUUGUCCUGCAUGAAAAUCAUGUUUUUCUUGAAGGAUGCAGACUUCUUCCUGUACCACUGCUUGAAGAAGGUGUCUUCCAGGAACCAAAGGAAGCAUGGCUUUUCUGCCCAAAACCGGUUCCACAGAGUCUUCUGUCCUGGAGAUAAUUGGGAAGUAAUCCAAUUAUCUCCAAGGACAGAGGCAAAACUCCAUUGAGCAAAAGACAAUAAAACACAUAAAAACAUAUAACUGUGCAGCCAUUGCACAAAACAGGUACAUUCAACAUAUCCCCAGAUAGCUCAGAUCUGAGCGCACAUUAUUACUGAAUGGCGCAGAGAGCACACACAUACAGUUCAAUUGCCAUGGAGCCAAAGUCUUUCCCAUAGUCUUGCAUUAUACGAAUGGGCUCCAUGGCAUAGCUAUCUGGGGUAUCACAGGGCAAGCACCAAAUGACCCGGCUUUCAUGUCUUUGCAGGGGAAAAUCAAGCCUUUUAACAUGGGGCCAUAAUCCUAAGGCAACAGGCGAGCAACCAGGCUUCUCCAAUGCAAUGUGGCGAGAUUGGUCUCAUCACACUGACUAUCCCCAAGUUUGUACUGGCCUUUGGUAUUUACCGGGAUGUCAUCUGUGCGUUCUAUCCCAAUAGACGAGAGGAGUUUGAUCUUUAUAUGCACAAGCUGGUAGACCUGGGCAACAAAUAUGGUGGAUCAGCCAUAGGUCUUUUUCUGCAAAAGUGUCUGGGGCCUUUUCCCAGUAUGGAACAAGAUCCAACUGGGGUAGCAUUGAUACCGUCAUAUUUUGCAGACAAUUUGCAGGUCUAAGAACACCGGCUUGUGCUUACUGCUCCUCUACGGCGCAUACGACAAAUUUCUGUCCCACCAGAGCGGACGAACAGACUUCCACGCAAGGAGCUAGUUCCUCUGGUGUUUCAGAGAAAUUGACCAGAGACAAACUGGGACGCCCGAUCAUGUUUCUGGGCAAGUCCCAGAUAUGUAAUAAUUUCAAUGUCGGGUCUUGUAAUUAUAGUGGAUGUAGAUUAUUGCAUAUCUGUUUAAAAUGUUUUAGGGCACAUACCAAAACCAUGUGUCCAAAUAAAAUGUACCCUAAGCCAUACCUUACGUCCAUUAACAUUUCGGUAUUUACAGCAUUUCUGUCACAUCACCCGUCUAGACACUUGAUAGAUUUUCUUAUCUCUGGUAUAACAGAAGGCUUCCGCACGGGUAUUCUACACAUACCGUCCGGGAUUCUGAAAUGCCCUAAUCUACAGUUCGCACAGCGCAACCCCACAGCUGUUGACACUCUCAUAGCCCAGGAAGUUGCUGAAGGUUUCUUACUGGGGCCUUUCCAGUCUCCUCCGUUCAACGAAUGGCGCACUAACCCCAUUGGUAUUGUCACAGGGAAAUCUUCCCUUAAACAGAGACUCAUUAUUGACCUGUCUGCACCACACUCAUCAGCUAACCCCAGUCUCAAUUCCCUCAUACCCUCAGAAGAAUUCUCCCUGCAAUACACUACCAUAGAUCACGCCAUUACAGCUAUCAUACAGGCAGGGGUCGGAGCAUGGCUUUGUAAGACCGAUAUUACUCACGCCUUUAAAUUGCUGCCAAUUCACCCUACACUGUGGCACCUGCAUGGCAUCAAGUGGUCCGGGAACUACUAUUUUUUCUCCCGCUUAACUAUUGGGUCCAAAAGUAGCCCUGCUAUUUUCGACACAUUUGCCAAAGCAUUGUGCUGGUUACUAUUGAACAUAGCCAGAUGCCCUACUGUAUUACAUUACCUGGAUGAUUUCUUACUGGUCGAGGAGAACACUUCACCUCCCAGUAGCCGCAAAGCUACCAUCAAUCUAUUCAAGCAGUUAGGUGUUCCAGUCUCCCCAAAGAAAACAGAGGGGCCAGACACGAUCAUCACAUUUCUGGGUAUUCAAUUAGACUCAACCACAAUGCAAGCAGGCCUGCCACACGACAAGAUAGGAAACAUUCUUACCUACAUCAACCACUACCUUCAGCUCGGUACUUGCAAAAGCAAAGAGCUACAGUCCCUUCUGGGUUCUCUAAAUUUUGCCAUGCGUAUCAUACCUCAAGGCCGCUCCUUCAUAUCACGACUCCUGCAUCUAUUUCCACUCUUCCUACACGACACACAGGUUGUCCUUAGAUACCCAAGCUACGGCAGACUUACGCAUGUGGAAGAAAUUUUUAACCACUUGGAAUGGUAAAAGUAUGUUUCUCCCUCAAUUGACUGACUCAUCACCUACCAUUUGGUCAGAUGUGGCAUCUAGCACAGGUUUUGCAGCAAUUUUUGGGAACGAAUGGCUUUGGGGCAGCUGGCCUACCUCAGUUCAGGAUUUGGAGGGUUUUUCCACUACCCCAGCUUUGAGAUCUAUCCCAUCGUGGCGGCUGCCAUGGCAUUGGGUUAUUUAUGGGAAGACUUGUCAGUACAUUGCUACUCAGAUAACCAGGCAACCUGUCACAUCAUCAACAAAGGUCGUUCCAAAUCCAUUAUGAUCAUGAGAUUUCUGAGGAAACUCACUUGGUUGGCUGCUUGUCAUAAUUUCUUCCUGUAUUGUUUCCAUGUUCCUGGUGUAUGUAACACAGCUGCUGACAGUUUGUCUUGUUUUAAAUUCCAGGCAUUCCAUCAAGCACUCCCGUCAGCCGUGCUCACUACCAUGACAACUCCAACAUUUCAGCAACUAGUAGUGGACUAGACGCCAUUAUGCAUCAUAGCAGGGCACUGUCCCAAUUGGCACUGUCAAACAAUACGCACAAAACAUACGACAUGGCCUUUACGUUAUUCAAAAGAUUCCUUUCGGAACAUAAUAUCAUGCAACCAUUUGUCAUGACACCUUUGUUGGGGUUCGUAUGGAUGUCAUACAACACCAUUAAACUUUAUCUAACAGGCAUUCAACACCAUAUGCUAACCUUACAACCAAACAACACAAGUUUCAUGACCUCUCACCAGAUUAAGACUAUCCUCAGGGGCAUUCAGAGAUCUGAACCCACGUGUACAUCACAAAGGCUACCCAUAGACAACCAUAUUUUCAAAGCGUUGUCUAACCUGCUUGAUUUAAAACCUUUUGACACCAACACAAAUUCUCUCAUCAAGGCAGCAAUCUACAUAGCUUUCUAUGGAUUCCUAAGAUCUAGAGAAUUCACUACGACCAACGCCACACAAUCUACUCCUAUUCUCCUCCAUUCCCACUUAACUAAAAACAGGGAUCAUUACAUCCUGACUCUGCCUCACUCCAAGACCAGUCAGCACGCACCAGUAGAAGUAGCUUACUAUCCUACGCACAACAGGUGGUGCCCCGUCACGAUUCUUGAUGCAAACAUACAGCAUCAUAACUCACUACCAUCACAAUCAUUAUUCAUUUUACAAAGUUCGGCACUCACCACUACAACCUCCAUGACCUACGUCAGGUCUGUAUUCACUCAGCUGGGCCUCAACCCAGCUAACUACUCAGGGCACUCCUUCCACAUAGGGGCAGCAUCAACAGCCUCCAGCGUUAACAUUCAAGUUCAUGUUAUAAAAGCACUGGGGCGCUGGAAAUCAUCCGCUUACUCACGAUACAUACCGAACCCAGUACAAGAAUUAAGAAAUGCAUUUAGAGACAUGUCUGGUUGAUAUGUCUAUUUGCAUUGGUUGUCUGUAAUAAAUUUGAAUUAUUUAAUUUUGCCCAACUUCUUUCUCAGGCCUACCUCAUCGUCGGUUCUGGCACACCACAACCGACUUGCUCUUUUAUACCAUCCUACGUUCAUUAUGGUAUUUUACUCUGUACUAUCAUGAGCACCUAACACAAGUAGUAAGGCCAUUUGGCCUGUAAUUGAGUGAGGGGCUUGUUUUUCACUCCUAGCCUACUUAAGGGACACCCCUUACCUGGCUCCAUACCGUUCGAGGUCAGCGUUGUAUGACCCUUCCACCACACCACAUUAUAAAUAAUUAUUUUCCUUUUCUUCUUUUCUUUUUCCUUGGUAGGCCCUCUUCUUUUUCAGGCCUACCUCAUCGUCGGUUCCGGCACACCACAACCGACUUGCUCUUUUAUACCAUCCUACAUUCAUUAUGGUAUUUUACUCUGUACUAUCAUGAGCACCUAACACAAAUAUAUAAAUAUAUAUAUAUAUAUAUAUAUAAAUAUAUAAUGUAAGUUGGAAAAAUAACCACAUUUAUAAAAAAAACUAAUAAAAAUGCUAAAUUUAGACAGCCUUUGUGACUAAGUGCCUACUACAAAAAACUGGACAUACCCCAUUUUGAAUAUCCUGGGUUGUCUACAUUUGAAAAUUGUAUGCCAUGAUGGGGUUAUUUCACAUUCCUGGGUUACCAUAUGGUCUCAAAAGGCAACACAGACUCUUCAAACCAAUCUGGCAAACUGAAUCGGGCAUGCUUUAUAUUGACCCUGUAACUUUCCAAAACACCGUAAACCCUGUACAUGGGGGGUACUGUUAUACUCAGAAGACUUCGCUGAACACAAAUAUGAGUGAUUAAAACAGUAAAACCUAUCACAACAAUCAGGGCCGGCGUUAGCUGUAAAGCGACUUAGGCGGCCGCCUAGGGCGCAACUUAGCAGGGGGCGCCGGCAUCCCGCACCCGGAAUUGGCAAUUGAUUGGUGGCUGGCCGGUGCGGCACUCCUCAUGCUGUGCCGCCUGAGUGCUACAGAAAACCUCAGACGGCACAGCACUGCUCUAUGGAGGGCGGCCGCAGAGAGACGCGACCGCCCAUGAGACCGCCCACGCGACAGUGAAGGUGGUUGGGUGGGCGUGCUGCGCGCAGCAGACCUCUAAGAGGAGGUCUCUCGAGGUCUGACUUACCUGCUGGAGGGGGGGAGGGGGAUAUUGGGGAACUGUAACAUAGUGAUGGAUAUAGCCAUAUGGUGUAACUGAAUCCCAAUUUUUUUUUUUUGCUAGUAGUGGUGAUUUAAAGUAGCUUCAUAAAAUUUAAAACGGGAUUUAUUUUUUCACUGUUCCCUAAUCUGUAUUUUGAGGCUGAAACAUUGUCACUUCAGUAGCGUGCCAACAAGGGGCGAUAGGAAUGGUUCAGAGGGGGUACACAGAGUAACUCCCCAUUACAUUUUGUUGCAUGGACCCGGAUAGAAGAUUGAAUUACUUUGUAUGUGACUUUGUAAUAUGACUGACCAUGUAUGACUGUAGGUGAAUGUUGGUGACUGUGUGUAAUUAUGUUGUGAUGCUGUAUGAUUGUGUGUCUGUGCAUGGGGGGUGCUAGCUCUCACUUGCCCUCUCCAUUUUUAAUUCUUCAUGUUUACAUCAACUAAUCUCAUACAUGAAAAACUUAGCAAUAGUCUUACAUACACAUAUAUUUUUGCGUCUUUCACACUCACACACGUGCGCACAUAUGUACAGUAGAUCUCUAAAUGAUUUUCAGGUAUUAUUGUGGUUUAAUGAUCAUCAAAGAGAAUAUUAAUUGAAUAUUAAUAAUUUUUGAUGUACAUUUAUACUACAAUAGUUAUUUUGAUAAUUGAACAAGAUGUCUGCACCACGAAAGAAAUUGUCUGGUGCUGCUUUCCGAAAGAAAAGAAGGCUCCAAGAAGAAGACACUUCUAAGAUGGCUGGAUCAUUAAAUAGGUUCUUUAAACCUGAUCCAGGACUAAAAGCUGUAAAGAUGGAGUGCAAAACUAAAGAGAAUCGUGAAGCUGUAGAUGUCGAACCACACCCUUCUACUUCAACUGUGGGCGAACAUUCUUUGGGCAUAGAAAGUGAUACAAACACUGAGGAAGAGAGUUCACAGAAAUCAGCAUCAUCAUCAGAAGAUGAAAAUGGAAAAAGCAUGCUGGUAGACUUCUUUGAUCCAGCUGAAUGGCCUGAUACGCUUACUAGCUCACUAAAAGAAACCUUCCUUCUGAAUGGUCCGGCAAAGCCAAAAGAGCACUUUGCCUUUCCUAAAGAUGCAUCCAAGAGACGGUUUACAUCAACCCACUAUAGACGGCGCCUUGGAAAUGGUGAAGUGCAUGUUAGAAAGUGGCUUAGUUAUUCUCCUAGACUGGACAAAAUAUUUUGCUUUUGUUGUAAACUCUUUACAACUAUGAAAAUGAGCCUGACAACGGGAGGCUACAAUGAUUGGAAAAAUUUGUCCCAGUGUCUGGCUACACAUGAAGUGUCUCCAUCUCACCUCACUGCUAUGGGAGACUGGACAGAACUGUUAACAAGGCUUGGGUCUGGAAGUACUAUUAACCAUUCAUACCAAAGAUUAUUGGCAACUGAAACGCAGCACUGGCAGAAUGUUCUUCAGCGGCUUGUAGCCAUUGUUCAAUAGCUUGGGAAGCAGUGCUUGGCCUUCAGGAGCAGCAGUGACACGCUGUACUCCGAAAAUAAUGGAAAUUACUUGAAACUUGUAGAAAUUAUGGCAACAUUUGAUAGUGUGAUGCAAAGCCACUUGAAAAAGAUACAGAAAUCAGAAAUUCAUCAGCAUUAUUUAGGAAAAGACAUCCAAAAUGAACUAAUUGGUUUAAUUUCAAAAUAAAUACGGAGACGCAUUCUACGGUUGCUUAAGGAGGCCAAGUACUAUUCCAUUAUACUUGACUGCACCCCUGACAUCACUCUUGUUGAACAGAUGACUAUGGUUUUCAGGUUUGUAUCUGUUAAGCAAGGAGACUCGCCAACUGCAAAUCCUGAAAUACACAUUGAGGAAAGAUUUCUUGGUUUCCUGCCAGUUCACAACUCAUCUGGAGAAGGAUUAACAGAGGCAAUUUUGAAUGAGCAUGAAAUGCGGAAGAUACCACUCAGUGAUAUGAGAGGUCAAGGGUAUGAUAAUGGCUCCAACAUGAAGGGAAAGCACUCAGGAGUACAAAAAAGAAUCAUGGACCUGAACUCACAUGCUUUCUAUGUCCCCUGCAGUGCUCAUUCCUUAAAUCUUGUAGUAAAUGAUGCUGCUAUGUGCUGUAGGGAUGCCAGUACAUUUUUUUGGCAUUCUUCAGAAAAUAUAUGUUUUUUUUAUCAGGUUUAACAAAUCAAUGGGAUGUGAGUAAGCUGACAGUUAAGCCGCUAUCCGAUACUAGAUGGUCAAGCAGAAUUGAUGCUAUUCGGCCAUUUAGGUUCCAUGUUGGAGAAGUGUAUGACACCUUAAUUGAAAUCGGAGGUGAUAUGAAUUUUGCUGCUCUUGCAAGAAUCGAGGCUUCAUCCUUGGCAAAAGACAAGUUUAAAUUCUUGUGUUUUUUUAUCAUCCAUUGGUUUAACAUACUAAGUCGAAUUAAUUCUGUCAGCAAAGUUCUUCAAAGCCAGUCAAUUUACUUGCCAGAUGUUGUGGAACUUUUGGAAUCAAUUAAGACAAUUUUUCAAUCUUAUCGGACAGAUAAUGGUUUUGAGGAUUUACUUAAAGAAGCAGGAGAGCUAGCAGUGGAAAUGGAAAUACCCAGUGUUCCCCCCUCAAGUGCAUCAGACAAGGAAAAAAAAAAGGUUGUUUUUGUAUGAGGUUCAAGAUGACCCUAUCUUAGAACCUAAAAAUAAAUUUAAAGUGGAAUGUUUCUUCACAAUAUUAGACACAACAAUCAAAUCUGUACAUGAAAGAUAUGAACAGCUGAAAUUUCAUUCAACGCAUUUUCAAUUUUUGUAUGACAUCCACAAGCUAAAAGAUGUGCAAAAAGAAGAACUCCUGCAGUACUCUGUACUAUCAUGAGCACCUAACACAAGUAGUAAGGCCAUUUGGCCUGUAAUUGAGUGAGGGGCUUGUUUUUCACUCCUAGCCUACUUAAGGGACACCCCUUACCUGGCUCCAUACCGUUCGAGGUCAGCGUUGUAUGACCCUUCCACCACACCACAUUAUAAAUAAUUAUUUUCCUUUUCUUCUUUUCUUUUUCUUAACCGAUGCAAAAUCAAAGGAGUCUGAUGUAGAUGGAAGGCAACUGUGUGAAGAACUUGGUUUUUUGGCUCCUGUUAUAAAACAUACAAUGACACCUGUUGAUAUUUUGGCCUACGCAGUGAGGAAUGGAUUUGCUCCAAAUGUGGCAAUUGCACUUCGAAUUAUGUUGACCUUACCAAUCACUGUUGCCACAGGUGAGCGAAGCUUUUCGAAGCUGAAAAUUAUAAAAAAUUAUCUUCGUUCUUCAAUGUCCCAAGAACGGCUUGUGGGACUUGCCAUGAUAUCAAUAGAGAAUCGGACGGCACAGGAGAUUGACUUUGAAACAUUACUGAAGGACUUUGCGAAUGCCAAAGCAAGAAAAGUUAAAUUUAAUUAGAAUAACUGUUAGAAAGUAUUUAAGCUGUUUACAAAGUUGUUUAGCACUUAAAUUGUAUUAUUUUGCUAUGUGUUUGGGGUUCUUUGAAUGACCAUACCAUUUCUAUUGUUGCACUUAUAUUAUACAAAAAUGCCACUAUAAUAUAAAUGUGGCCGUGUGUUUUUCUCUUAACAACUGUAUGUUGUAUUGCACUUUCAGAAUGUUAAUGUAAUAAACUAUUUAAAUUCGCACUUUAUUUUACAUUGUGGCCUUUUGUGCAAUUUGUCAGUGUCUUGAAUGAAAAGCUACAGGAUUAUUCACUAAAUUGAGAAUUUAAAGGGAAUUCUAAAUUUAAGGUCAAAGUAGCUUAAAUGAAAGCAUAACUGACACAGAUAAUUUUUUUAAAAAUCAGUAAUUUUGUUUGCACUAGAAAACUAAAUUUGGGUAAGAAACCAUGAAGUUACCAAAUACACGAGCAACCAAACAAUCUAAUACACAAGCUUGUUUUUUUAGCAAUGGCUUAAGUUAUGGUAGUUAUUCUCCACCAUUCUAAAUAGGGGGCUUAAUUGCAACAUAUAACUAUUAAUUUAAAUGUUGAGAAAGGGGUGGGUCAUAUGUGAUGUCAUGAUAUGGGUAGAUCAUAUGGGUUUGUGAUGUCACAUCGUGGGGGGGGGGAAGGCGGCAAUUUUUAUUUUGCCUAGGGCUGCAAAAAUCCUUGCACCGGCCCUGACAACAAUGAAAUUACCAGAAAAGGUGCAAUUUUUGUGUAAAAAAAAAAAAUGCAAAAAACAAAUAUGAGCGCUAAAUUAGGCCAGUGUUUCUGACUAAGUGGCUACUACAAAAGACUGGACAUACCCCAUUUUGAAUACCGUGGAUGGUCUACUUUUACAAAUCGUAUGCCAUAAAGGGGUUAAUUUUCAUUCCGGGGCUGCCAUACGGUCUCAAAGGCAACAUAGGCCCAGCAAACCAAUCUGGCAAAUUUCAAUGUUACAUUUGACCCCUGUAAGUUUGCAAAAACCCGUAAAACCUGUACAUUGGGGGCACCGUUGUACUCAGGAGAUGUUGCUGAAUGCAUAUUGGGGUGUUCUUUGUCAGUAACAUAACAGGAACUGAGAAUCCAUGCCUAAAGUAUAAUGUGAGAGAAAAAUAACACAAAAAAUGACUACCCAAAAGUUUGACAAAGACUGGUGGUAGAAUUAGUGCAUGGAAAGUGUUAAAAUACCACCAUUUAAAAUACCCUAGGGUGUCUACUUUAAAAAAAAUAUAUGGUUUGAUGGGGGUAAAUUACAUUGGCCAGCUUCACAAAUGUCCCAAAUAGGACAUGGUGCAUGAUGACCAGCUGUGAAAAUUCCAAGUUGGAAAACUGGAAUGCACACCCUCCAAAUAAGGUCUUUUAGCCCUCAGAGAACGUGACACACCUAUACAUGGGGGUGGUAUCACUGUACUCAGGAGAUGUUGCUGAACACAUAUUGGGGUGUUCUUUGGCAGUAACCCUUAAAGUUCUCUAUACAUGUAUUCUUAAAUUGCUAUGUGUGUCAAAAAAAUCACCAAUUAUUUUGUAAAUUUUUUUUUAAUUUGGCAUAGAUUGGUGGUAAAAUGAUUGCAUGAAAAGAGUCAAAAUACCCCAAGUUUAAUACCUUAGGUUGCCUUCUUUAAAAAAAUAUAUAUACAUGUGAAGAGUUAUUCAGGGAUUAUCUGACAGAUAUAAGUGUUACAAUGUAAUUUUGAAAGAAAAUGGUUUGGAAAUAGCAAAGUGCUACUUGUACUUAUAGCCCUUAUCUUUACAAAAAAAGCUUAGAACAUGUUAACAUUGGGCAUUUCUAAACUCAGGACAAAAUUUAGAUACUAUUUAGCAUGGGUGUUUUUUGCGUAACAGAUUUUGGGGGUCAAAGUUAGAAAAAGUGUGGUUUCGUGCAUAUUUUAUAAUUUUUUUAAAUAGUAAAUUAUAUGAUAUGAUGAUGAUGAUUAGUCACCCUCCUGUUUCCUACCUUUUAGAUGCAGGAGGGUGACUUUCCUGGGGUCCAGUGGUGGCUCAGACUGAUGGGAGUCAGAGUUCCCACUCUGACUCCCUCCUCUCCUUCUCUUCUCCUUCCUCUCCUUCCUCCCAUGCAGCACUGUGUGUAGGCUGGGAGGAGUGACCGGGGUAGUUACUUCCUCCCAGCUCUGAUGUCAUCACAGGGGGCCCGGUCAUGCUGUUAAUGCCCUGAAGCGCUGACUGGCCCCCCCCCCAGUAAUACUUUGUCAUCGGGUGGCCCUAACUGCAUGGGCCACCCGAUGGGCCCCUAAACGUGUGGGCCGGGGCCACAUCACAUGGCGGUGGGCACCCGGUCGCAGGGGUCAACAGGGCAGUCAGGCCCCCUGGAGUGGCGGGCCCGGUCACAGCUGCGAUCGCGAUAGUUCUGCCACUGCUGUCAACAUUUCAAAUGGCCAAAGAGAAACAGUUUCAUUUUAUAGGUGUAAAUGUUGUGUUGCCGGGGGGGAGCUGUUUUGACAAAUGUUGGGUUGCUUACUAAUAACAGUUUAUACAGCGGAAAUGCAAUUUAGAACAACUUCUGAAUACAUUUAUUGUAAUUUAAAGACACAUUAAUGUGAGUAUUAUUGCUAUACACACAUCAAGCAUACUGAGUUCCUACAAAAGAAAAACAUUAGAUUACAAAAGAGGGACAGGGGGAUUUGGGCCCAAAAUAAGGACUGUCCCUUCUAGAUAGCUGUUCUUUCUAAUCAUUAUUAUGGUGGGGAUAGCCUUCUAGCUUCUGCUCUGUUCCAGCAUAAUUUGACAAAUAAAUUACUGCAUAUGACUUUGGAGCAUCAAGUACUGUACGGUUGCUAUUGUACAUAUUUCUUGCUACUUCUUGCAAUGCAUAACCUUUUUCUUCUUUAGGCCUACUCUUUCUAGUAUAUUCUUUAUAUCAAUGAAACUGUGAGCAGACCAGUGUGUAAAAAUAGCUAUAUAAUAGAAUGUGUUCACUGUUGCACACAGCUAACCGAAUUUUUAUUCUGCAUGUGUAUUGUCAGUGUACACAUUCACAUUAUUACUUUUAGACUAUAAGCACUGUGCCAACAUAAAGCAUGACACACACAUCAGUUAGCCCCUCAGGUAUUAACAGACUCACAAAUAGCAAUCUCUUCCAGUUAGAGAAUAUUCAAAGCAAUGAAGUGGGAAAGCAAGUUUGGUUGGGUAAGUUAUUAAAAUAAGAUCAGUUAAAGUGUGUUUUAAUAUGUAAAUUAAAAUCUGUCUCUGCUUUCGCAAACAUUAUUGCAGUAUACAUGUGAUCACAACUCUAUAUCAAUAUAUUUGGAUUUUGUCUAGAUUGGCAUUAAAAAGCAGAAUAAUUGGGUUUGUGUUAACAACAUGCAUUCCUGGAGAUCGCAGUUAGUGCUUAUUCUAGUUCAAAUGGCUGUUAAUAAUAUUACAAGCAAAUCAUAGAUUGAAAACAAAAGACAAAGUCACAUACUCAUUUACUUACAUUGCUAGUAAAAGCUAAAUUGUAGGGACUAGACUGUCACUUUUGCAGACAUAAGGGCAACAUUUCAGGAUUUCAGUUAAAUGUUACACCAGGUAUCUGCCUAUUUAUAUAUUAAAAUAUAAAUAUACAUACACAUUUGUAUGUAUUUACAUUAGAAAUUAGUAUCAUCGCUUGGUUUUGUGUACAUGAAGGAUUAGUGUAGAGAAAAGGCCCUGAAUGUACUCUGGUAGUUGAUCCACUUUGUAUUGCAUUAAAACUUAACCAACCUGUAUAACUUACCUAGAAAAGCAUUUGAAAAAGUCAUGGAAAUGUUCCCUUUAGUGGUACGACAGAGAUUCUGAGAGAUACUUUUUUUUUUUUUUUUUGUAGACCCAAUGGAGUGGUCCACAAGUAACGUUCAGAAGUGGAUCCUAUGGACAGAGCAUCAGUAUCGUCUACCACAAGUAGGGCGUAGUUUCCAGGAUCUGAGUGGAAGAGACCUGUGCACUCUGAGUGAAGACAGCUUUAGAGACAGAUCACCAUUGUGUGGAGAUGUCUUAUAUGCCCACUUGGACAUCUGGAAAUCAGGUGAUACAGAUAAAACAUGAAGAGUGCAAGUAACCUAAAAUAAUGAAUGUGCUUGAAAUUGACUAUAGUCACGUGUGUAAACCUGUUAUCUUGUGGGGAAAAAAUUUAGAAAUUAUUAACAAUUCUGUGUAUUUACUAAAUUGGGCAUUGUGUAUAAGUUAUAUAGUUUAUGCAGAUUUUAGAACAAAAUAUUUCAACUGAAAAUAUUUUCCAAGUCUAUUAUUGUUCUAGCUCAGCUAUAUUGGCCUAAACUGUCCAACCUACUUGACAUGUCUCCACAAUUCCAGUUAUAGAGGGGGAACACUCAUUGGUCUAGUCAAGAAUGUAGAAAAUUAUUCUUCAAUUCCCAUUCAAAACAAACAUUUUCUACUUUCAUGACUAGACCCGUAAGUGUUCUCCCUCUCAAACUGGAAUUGUGGAGACAUGUCAAGUAGGUUGGACAGUUUAGGUCAAUUGUAUGUAUUGCUAAAGAUAGCACUGGCAUCUGAGACUGCUGUGUAGUCCAGCGUGCAUGGCCCUUUGUAUAUGUAUAUACACCUUUUGUCCCUUACCUCAAAUAAAUAUAUAUAUAUUCCCAAAAAAUGAGGAUGCACUACAAGGGAUUUUUCAAUUAAAAUAUUGGUGCUCUUAAGUGCAUACGAACAAACAUAUACAAAGACCCCACAAAGGCCUUGUGGUGUGCCAAAACCGACAUACAGCAUUAUAGAGGGGUUUCAACAGUCGACAGAACAUCAGGAGAUAGCUGGGAAGUGGGUAGGUAGAUGCCGGAUUAAACCUGCUCCAUACUGCUUUUACAUUUGUGAUUGGGGACAAAAGCCAAAGGCAUUCAAUACCUGUAUGAAUGGUGGUGUGGUGCCAAAACAGAUGAACAGGUAGGCCUGAAAAAAAGAAGGCAAAAAAUAUUAAUACCACCUAAUCUCAGAACAAAAAAAAUUACUACCCUCACACCCCCUAUUAGGCUUGACUUGUACCUUGACUCAUUCAGCAACUGUUAUAUACCACCAAACUCUUCCCAGGUUUCUAGGAAGAUAAGCACGAAGGACUUGUUAAUGUAAUUAAUUGGUAACAUUGGGCAAAAUUAUACCAUAACCCAGUAAGGAAUGUUGAAAGCAUGAAACUAUACUGUUUGUAAGUAUAGUAUUUUUUUCUUUUCUCCCUCUGUCAUUCCACAUGUUGUAGUAAUUAUUAUAACCAUACCUGUAAACGGAAGAAAAUCAUUAUACCGAAAGGUUUUUAACGAGACGCAAUAUGGGUUAGUGGGGCAAACUGUAAAACAUGCAGAUACUGGCUGACCUAUCUUAAGCCACGUAGUGAAACAGUUAAGCAAAGAUUGGUGACUUGAUAGGCCUAACUAGUUGCCAAGUGGUGGUUAGAGACACUACCUAUGUUUUGGACCAUUGGGUAAAUAUGUCACUGAGUAUUGUGGUGACAUGGUAGCCUCUCAUUGACAAUAAAGAGAUUUAAGAUAGAUUGGUUGGGACUGGUGAAGUCCUAAUUGCUUUGCCAAGGGUUGGAGUUGUGAUGUACUAAAUAUGAUAUUUGAAGAUUGGAGGCACAAGUAGCCUUAAUAAUAUUUAAAGCUGACUAAGGUACCCUACAAGCCAGACCAGGCUAAGUCCUGUAGAGCAAGUGGCUGCCCUAAGGAGGGAGGCAGUUUUUGGAAAAGCGAGUCACUUGCGUAAUGACUUGAAAAAACAUGAAUGUGAAAACAAAGACAACCUACUUUGAGUAAGAUUGACGAAACAAGUCGCUUUUAAAAAACUAGCACACAAGAACUGUAAUUAAGAAAAACACAUUUGAUGUAAUUAGAUUGUUUAGGAUAGCUUAGGGAUGUUUAUGAUUAACAUAGGGGCUGAUGGAAUAGGCCCAUUGAUUUAAAAAACAAAAACAAAAAAAACACAUUUUUUUUAAAACUUUUAUUUUUUAAACACACUUCUAUUAGGUUGCCACCUGGCCGGUGUCGAUAUUGCAGUAAUACCAGCAAUACAAAUGCUGGUAUUCUUCUCGGUAUAAACAGAGAGUACUCUGCCGGCCAGGAGGGGUCACUGUGUGAGUGGAGAGAGGCAAGGAUAGGAAGUUGCAGCAUAUACCUGGGACACUGAGACACUUGGGGACACUGAGAGACAUGGAGACACUGAGACACUAGGGACACAAUGUCCCCAAGUGUCUCAGUGCUCCCAUGUCUCCCAGUGUCUCUAGUGUCUCACUGUUCCCAUGUCUCCCAGUGUCCCUAGUGUAUGUGUGCCCAUGUCUCCCAGUGUCCCUAGUGUCUGUGUCCCCAUGUCUCCCAGUGUCUGUGUCCCCAAGUGUCUCAGUGUCCCCAAGUGUCUCAGUGCCCCCAUGUCUCUCAGUGUCCCCUAGUGACAUGGGGACACUGAGAGACAUGGGGACACAGACUCUAGGGGACACUGGGUGAAAUGGGGACACAGACACUAGGGGACACUGGGCAAAAUGGGGACACUGGGCAACAUGGGGAUACAAAGACAUGGGACACUAGGAGACAUCGGUCUAAGUGUCCCCUAGUGACAUGGGGACACAGACAAUAGGGGACACUGGGCGACAUGGGGACACUGGGAGCAAUCCAUCUAUACAGCAGAAUCAAAUUGUAAGUAGUUUUUUGGUGAUUUCACAGAAUUUUCUCUGUCACUCCUUGUGAGUUGCAUCAUGUGAUGUCACGCAUACAUAAUUAGUUAUGCAAAUUAGUAAGGCCUGUAUUUUUUUCCAAGAAAGGUGGCAACCCUAACUACUCUUCACAUACUCUUGCUUAAGUAUGGAAACUUAAGAGGGAUAUAUGGAAACAAAACUUGUGUGGACUAGUUGAAAUGGAAUUAGUUAAGGUAAUGUUGACUUUGGUCUCUCUAACACUGUGGCAUGUUCCCUUUCUUCUGCACUUACUACAUCCACCUUUUCUAUGUCUUAGACUGUAUACCAGGAGCUUCUGCCUGCUAGUAAGAAGGUAAAGAGACACGUGGACAUGUGAGUGCUAGGGGAUAGUCAUUAGAAAGCAUGGAGCAAGCGCAUCAUUAGACGCAUUUAUGCCAAGCUCAGGAUGCUGUUGGCCAGCAUGCAUGAUUGGCAGGCAGUCUGACAUGCAUUCAUGCCAGGCUAGCCUUCCAAUUCUUUGGGCAGACACGUCUCCUUUUUGGGCAUGUUCAUCAGUGGCCACCCUUUUACACCGCCCAUUGACUUCCUGCUUCACUGGACACUGCUGUUAGGGGGUAUUGAUUUACUUGAAAGAUGAAAGCAUGAAUUAGAGAGAGAUUAGCAUAUUUUAAUAGAAUCUGAGUGUUUUUAUAACUGCAUCCCAUGAGUUUCCCUCCGGCAACAUCUCCAGCAAAUACAUAACGCUUGAGAGUUAUGACUGUUUUAGUCUUUUUGGUCGAUAAGAUUCUGGACUUAGGCCCCUCAUAAUUGUAAGCACCAGUUAAUCUGGCCCUGGCUCCACAGCAACAAAACUGCCCCCCUCAGACACACUGCACACCUCACACACACUGCGCACCCCUAACAUACACACACAAACUGCACCCCUAACAUACACACACAAACUGCACCCCUCAGACACAGUGUACCCCUCAUUUACACACUGCACCCCUCAGACACAAUACAUCCCAUGAGUUUCCCUCCGGCAACAUCUCCAGCAGAUACAUAACGCUUGAGAGUUAUGACUGUUUUAGUCUUUUUGGUCGAUAAGAUUCUGGACUUAGGCCCCUCAUAAUUGUAAGCACCAGUUAAUCUGGCCCUGGCUCCACAGCAACAAAACUGCCCCCCUCAGACACACUGCACACCUCACACACACUGCGCACCCCUAACAUACACACACAAACUGCACCCCUAACAUACACACACAAACUGCACCCCUCAGACACAAUACAACCCUCACACACCCACACUGCACCACUUACACACACUGUACCCCUCCACACAAGCACACUAACCCUCACAAACACACGGUGCCCCUCCAUGCACCCCACACACACAUUGCAACCCUCAGACACAUUAUACCCUUAACACACAUACACAUUGCACCCCUCACACACACACACACACACACACACACACACUUCACUCCUCCCACACACUGCACCCCCCACACACACACACACACACACACACACAUUGCACUCCUCACACACACUGCAUCCCUCACACACUCACAUUGCACCCCUCACACACUACUGCCCAUAUACUCUACUAGAGCCCCUAUCCUGGCAGACUCCAGGUAAGUUGUCAAACUGUUCUAAAACGGUUCGACUACUUAUUCUGGGGGGGACACCAUGGCACUCCUGAAAACAUAACCACUACAUAGAGCUGUAGUGGUUAUUGUGUCUGGAUUGUUCCUUUAAAUAAUUUACCAGUGCCCAUCCCGAGAUUAGGUUCUGGAUCCGCCCCUGUGUAUCUGUUAUUUGUAUCUGUUUGUAGGAGUAGGUAUUAUUAUACGUAAGAUUACAGUUUUUAUAGUUUAGGGGCAGAAUUUGAGAAGAGACCAAAUAUUAAAUCAUCAUAGAUGUUAAGAUGAUAGAGUCAGUCUCAUGGGUAUCACAUGGCAGAGUCUUCUGAUCGGUGAGUCAGUGAAAUGGCUCAUGGAUAGAUACAUAAGGUUUUACUUCAGGCAUAAUUUCUACUUAAUAUUAAAAUCUGUGAAGGCACCUUUAUUUUGUUGUAGGGUAUUUUAUGUAUACAUUCAAAAUGAGAUAUGUAUACAUGCACAAUAACCUUCAUAGAAACACACAUGUUCACAUAAACAAUGCUUUAAUCAGAAACUGCACACAUACAUUCAUGCAUUCAUUUACAUUUACCAGAACACGUAUAUUGACAGUCACACUAAAAUAAGACUCAUGGAUUUACAUGACACUGUAUAUAUGUAUUCAUGCAUUUGAACUGGCAAUUCACACAAAGCAAACAUUCAUAUUACCUCUACUUAAAACAAUAUGAACAUAAUGGAAAACAGGGCAGAAACAAAGAAAAUUCCAUGCUAUCUAGACAGUGGAGUAGCAGAGAGGGGGUAGAUGUCACCAGGUGCCGGGUCUGAUGGGGCACAACAGGCCUGCCCGGCAUAACUGCAGCAGUGGACUAUAAUUGUGAAGAAGAACUGCAGAAUCUGUCUCAUGAUGCUGCCUUGACAUCCUUGGCUUAAUAUAUAUUCAUACUGUAAUAGAUGGAGGCUGCAACAGCCUAACCCUCUGUCACCCUUUGUAUGCCCCAUGGCCUUUUGGUACAGUGUGAACAGACCAUAUUAACUGAGUGCAAGUGUGUUUCUCUAGAAGUAAGAGUGUAUGCCAGUACAGGCAUUUCUCACUUUAUGAAUUCCCGCUUUAUGAACUCCUGCCUUUAUGAACUUUUUUCUGGAUGCGCCGCCAUUUUGUUUCACCGCCAUUUUGUGUCAGUGGUCAAUGGAUAAGGACCGAGAAGAGUGCUUUGGAGCACAAACAAGAAGAGAAGAAGAAUAAUUUGUGGUCAGGAGUAGACAAGAAGAGAGAUGAGGAUCAGGAACACAGUUCCUGAAGAUAAAUGGAAGUCUAAAAACCAGGUUUAGAUUGUACUGUAUUCUUUUUGUGCUUUCAUGGGCAUAUAUUACAGAUCCUGUAAUAUUAUUGCACUGUGUGCUAUUGAGAUUUGACUUGAUUUGUCUGUGUGUGUCUGAUAUAGCUAUCUGUGUGUAUGUAUGUUUGCCAUUGUGCCAUGUCUUCGCAGGCAGCAAUAGUAAGGAGCAGGAGGAGGGCUGAAAAAAAGGGAGAAGGAAGAAAGUUUGAGAGCUGUAAAAAUAAAAGGAGUAACAGAAAAGAGCUAAAAAAGAGAUGCAAACUUGAAAGUAAGAGAGGAGAAGGAGGAGAGUUUGAGAGCUGUAAAAAUAAAAGGAGUAAAAGAAAAGUGAUAAAGGAGAGGGGGAGCUGAUAAUGAAGAAAAUGAAGUGCAGCAUGUCUCUUCAUUGAAUACUAUGAGGAUUGAUUAUAAUUUAAAGAUUUCAAUAUGGUAUGCAUGCCUUAAAAAUUCCUACAACAUACAUGUAUUUGCUAUGCUUUCAUUUUGUAUUUGUACUUAAAGGACCACUAUAGUGCCAGGAAAACAUACUCGUUUUCCUGGCACUCUAGUGCCCUGAGGGUGCCCCCACGCUCAGGGUCCCCCUCCCGCCCGGCUCUGGAAGGGGGAAAGGGGUAAAAACUUACCUUUUUCCAGCGCUGGGCGGAGAGCUCUCCUCCUUCUCUCCUCCUCCGUUCCUCCUCCUGGGCUGAAUGCGCACGCGCGGCAAGAGCUAUGUUUACAGCUGCACGGUUAAAACCUCCUUGAGCUGAAGUGGUCUGGGUGACUGUAGUGUCCCUUUAAUAAAUAGAUUUUGGUAAUUUUAUUCCACUUGUACAUUAUCUUUUAUAAUUCAACCUUUCAACUACGACCUGACACCAACUACUCUUUCCUAAUACUCCAAAGAGGUGGGGAUCAUACCACCGAUGCUGUUGUCAAAGAGCAGUGAGCCUGCUCUAUCCUUUGUGAGUAUGUUUUAUUACAUUUUAUUCAUUACAAAUAUUUUAUUGAAAGCACUAUUGUUGUUUUUUUUCCUUUUGGGUUCCUGACACAACCAUCUUUAAGAACACUCACCAUAUAUCCCAUAAGCGGGGAUUGUACUGCUGCACGCUUAUCACACCAGAGCUGGCUUAAGCUCUACUCAAUGUGUGUGUAAUCCUUAUAUUUUAUUGUUUUAAUUAUCCACUGUAGAACAUACUGCACCAUUUUUCUGUUUCUAUUUCUUAUUGCCCUUUGUUUGGGUCCCUGAUAUCACAACUUGCAAGAGGACACUCACCAUAAAUCCCAAAUGCGGGGAUUAUACCGCUGUAUGCCAUACAUACCAGAGCUGGUUUAGGCUCUGCUAAAUGUGAGUGUAACAUUACUACUUUACUAAUAUAUCUGCACUUUGAGGAAUGUAUUGCACCAUUACUUUCGCUCACCUUUUAUCACCCUUUUCUAUCUAUAUGGAUAUUUGAGAAGUGCAAGAACCACCAUUCCCUGACUUCAGAGAUUUCCACUGGACUCCAGUUCUACACACCUAGACUUUGUCGAGCUAAGACUUUUCAUUUUAUUCUUAUAUUGUGGCGUAGCCCAACUGUUUUUCUCUUUUCGUUGUAUCUCUUUGAUUACCUUUAAGGGCCUUGAUGGACCCCUUGUUUGGGUUCGCUGCCUCCUCUUUUUUGGAUUUAUUUGCGCCAACUCUUUCCUGUUUUCCUAUCAUUCUCAGCCUAACAUAUUUGGUUAUGUUACAUUUUAUCAGCUGCAACAUUGAGGUAUUUAUCUGCAUGAUACUGAGUUUUGUAGCUGUGGACCUCUGUGAUUGCUGGGGCAUGCUGCUGUGAAACCUUGCCAGAUAGGCUGCAACACUGCUGGUUGUUGGGGUUUUUUGUUGCUGUGGAGCACUGUUGUAAUCAGUGUCACUACUUAUUUCUGUUGGUUUUGCUGCUAUGGAACUCUGUGGUGCAUACAUGUACACAUAGCUUUUUACAGUUUUGCUUUUCGCAUGUAUGAGUGAUGUAAAAGAAACUAUCCUACACAUUCUAAUGACAUCACUUGAGUUUUUUGUGAUUACAGUUAUUGUGUGCUAUCUUUGUAAACAUGAUUCUCAGGCAAAGAUUACUUGUAUUGUAUGGUAUUAAUACUGAUGUCCAUAGUUUUGCUGUAAUCAUUCCUUUCACAUCAGUGAUUUGUUGCAGCGUUAAUUUUGUCGAUUAAAAAUUUUAGUCAAAUUUAUUUUUAUUGACUAAACCUAAAAUGGCUUUUUAGUUAAAAGACUAUGACUAAAACUAAAUUGAAAUUUACCGCCAAAAUUAACACUGCACAGAGGGGCUGUGGAAGGGACAAAAGAGACAGACCAGGACUUGGGAGAAAGAGAGACAGAGGGACUGGGGAAGAGGCAAAAGAGACAGAUAAAGGCUUUAACUAAACUAAAGUUGUGUCGACUAAAAUCUAUUGAAGAUUUAGUCGACUAAAACUAUACUGAAUAAAAUACGACUAGAAGUAAAGUGGCUUUUUAGUCAAAAGACUAUGACUAAAACUAAAUUGAAAUUGGCUGCCAAAAUUAACACUAGUUUGUUGAUUCAGUCAUAUCAUUUUCUGUUCAUGCAGAAUCCAGCUUGACUAUGUAUUGUUCUCAGCUACCUGCUACUUGAGCCCCAGUCUGGCUAUAUGGCAAACAUAGAUAUAUUUACUUUAUCUGUUUCUCCAAAAUCAGACAAUAUACUUGGUCAGUAUGAUAUAUUGUGGUGUUAUUGGUAGUAAUAGUAUAUAGUUUUACGUUGUAAAACAGGACCCUGUUCAUAAUGAACAACAAUACACCUCUCAUUCGCAAUAACGUAUACACUUACAGUGUCUCACUGUUAAAUAUAUUAUGUUUAUUUGGUAGUUGCUUUAAGUAGCAGUCUCUAUUGCUUAGUGUUAUGAAGUAUGCAUGCCUCACUGCCUAAUUAAUAUAUCAGGUUUGUUUGAGGCAUGUCAUUCACUUAUUUAUGUCAUGUUAAAAGUAAAUUUCAGGCACGGCACAUGUCCUCACUGUUACUAUGCCUCACUGUGACAAUGCCCAGACAUGUGUCUGGUUAUUACAAAGUUGUUAUUUUUGUGUUAUGUGAGCUCGCUUUUCAGCAUAUUAAUUACAGGGGUUUAGAUAUUUAUAUAUACUGCCCACCUCCUUCGCAACCUUCUCACAUAUAUGUAUUCACAUUAAGAACUGAUCAGUACAUUAAGUCUCGCCAUGUAUGCUUCAUACUGGCCAUUAAAUAUCUAGAGCAGGGGUAGGCAAUCUUCGGCACUCCAGAUGUUGUGGACUACAACUCCCAUAGUGCGUCUACAGCCAUAAUACUGGCAACGCAUCAUGGGAGAUGUAGUCCAAAGCAUCUGGAGUUUCAAAGGUUGCCAACCCCUGAUCGAGAGCUUUUUUAGCAUACAUGGUCAACUGGAUCAUUUAAUAUACUGAUUCAAUUUUAAUUGGUAUUCUUUUGGUAAAACUAGAGCAUUUUAAUCAUUCGGGGCUAAUUUUACUUACUUCACCUACCUUACUGGCAAUCACUCUGCCACAUUUUCAUAGUGUUAGUAACGUAGUACUGAAUUAUGAACACUAAAUUCCCUUGUCACUAUUGAACCUCUGUACACCUAUUGCCCUCUGCGUUUCUAUUCACUUAUACUAUCAAGUUCUAAGCUUUAGCUUUCAAAAACUAUUUGUUUUGUCAAUCUCUUUAUUGUCAACGAGAGGCCAACAUUCCACCAUAACGCUUGGUAGGAUACUUACUCAAUGGUCCAACCCUCUGUGACAAAACCCCUGUUUUGUGAAUGUCAGGACCCUCUAUUUUGUCUGCUGUUCGUGUAUUUAUCCCUAUUUCGUUCCUUUCUUAAAAACCGAACAAACUACCGAAAAGCCAGACCACCCGCAAUAGCAGCUCAUUAAUCACCCAGAAGCUGCGGUUAACCACAACAACUAUUUGACGAACGGCUGGGUGGCCAUUUUAAACCCAGCGGUGUUUGGUCGUCGACCACGUAGAACUAUUUAGGCCACAAUUUCACACGAACCCUGUUGGGACUAUCCAACUUCCACCUUUUUCGUCUUUCGGUACAUUCAAUACACGAACGAGACCGACCCCAGAUAGCUAAAUCCAUGGAGCCAAUUUUGGAUAUAUUUCUAGCGAACAGUCGGUGAACAGACUCUUCAGCUCCAUGGCGUUUGGACUGUGUUCGUGGGAUCUGAGCGGUGUUCGGUUAGAUUGAGCGCUCAGACCCAAGCUAUCUGGGGAUAUGUCGAAUGUGUGGGUUCCGUUUGGUAAAAUAAAAGUUAUAUAUUUUAAUGUAUUUUGUUACUUUUGUAAAAUGGAAAUAUUUUCUCUACCUGGAGAUAAUUAAGUUUACUACAGAUACUGAACCUAAUUAUCUCCAGGACAGAGAGGAGGGAUUUCACUGUUUAUGUGGUGUGUUUUAUAUUGUACUGUAAAAUGAUUGGUUAAUGUAUCUUGUGUUUCAGUCCUCCACAAGGUCCCUGUGGGAGUAUCCCUUGCUGGAGGACCUGCAUCAAAGGCCGAGCUGUGGCCAUCAUUAAACAGAUUGUUUUACCCCUUCAUUAAGUCUCGACUGAUGUUUGGGGGAUUGAGAGCUAUAUUCACUAUUCUGCUCUACUUCAGCUGGGAUUUCGGGAGAAGCUACAAGGAUCUUUCCUACAGGGAUAAUAGGAUCCGUUACAGCCUCACAUCACCAUUUGCAACUAGUUGGGCCUCCUAAGUCACCAAUGAUACCUCAAUUGUUUCACAGCUUGACAUAAGAUAGCUCAGCCAGUACUUGGAUGUUUUACAGUUUGUCAUAAGAGCCUAUGGUUGAGCUCAAUGAAAACCUUUCAGUAUAAUUCAUUUCUUCUGUUUCAGGUAUGGUUAUAACGACCACUACAACAUUUGGAAUGAUAGAGUGGGGAAAAGAAAUAAGAGGGAAUUUUGGGUCAAUCAACAUUCUGGCAGUUUGUUUUUGGCCCAGUUUUGGAUGAUGCACUUAGACACAAACUGUUGGGAAGAGCCAGCAAUUGACUUACAGUGGCUAGUCAGCAGCUGUAGUUACAUCCAAUACAUUAUCUUACAACUAGUAUAGUUGUGACGAGACCAAUCUCGCCACAUUGCAUUGGAGAAGCCUGGUUGCUCGCCUGCUGCCUUUGGACUAUGGCCCCCUGUUAAAAGACAUCUUUUUUACCUGCAGAAAAGCUUCAUUCGUGAUUUUCUGCCUGGGGUUCGGUAGAUUCAAUCUACCGAACAACCGUAUGAAUGACUGGACCACCUGGGAGCUGGAGUGUGCCGGCAAUUAACCUCCCUGAAGCUGCGGUUAACCGCAGCUUAAUUGACGAAUGCUGGGUGGCCGCCAUUCGUAUCCCGAACACGAGGUCGCGGCCAUUUUAAACAUACGAAUGCACAGCGGUGUUCGCCUCUAUUUUCAUGGAACUAAAAUCGGACACAGUUUUGCGCGAACACCGCUGAAGCUGCCGACCUCCCUUCUUGUUCGGUGGAAGUGCACGAACGGCCCGGUGUUCGGUAGUUCUGUUUGAAUAGGUUAUACCCCAGAUAGGAAUCCCAUGGAGCCCAUUCGUAUGAAACUGACUGUAAAGACUUUGGCUCCAUGGCAAUUAAACUGUAUUCGUGUGGUCUGAGUGCCAUUCACCUAAUAAUGUGCACUCAGACCUGAGCUAUCUGGGGAUAUGUUACAUGUCUGUGUUUUAUGUAAUAAAUGUUACUUUAUGUAUUUUAAAGUAUAAUGCUGGUUUUGUGUCCCCACAUGGGUAAUGGAGUUUUGCCUUUGUCUUGGAAGAUAAUUGAGUUACUUCUCAAUUAUCUCCCAGGGCAGAGGGGAGGAAGCCAGGAUGCAUUGUGGGAAUAUACUGUGACUGUGUGUCCUUUUUGUAUACUUGUCUGUCCCUUGUCACAGUCUCCCAUUUGGUCCCCUAGGGGAGUGUCCACCAGGUGGGAGACCUGCAUAAAAGCAGGGCAGGUAGCCCUCAUUAAACAGACCACUGCUUGACCCUCAACACGGAGCCUUGUCUCGUCUUUGGGGGGAUUUACUGUAUGCUGCUAAGGACCGAUUGCCAGGAGUGUAAGCCGCUUGGGAGCUUUUCCUGUUCGUCUGGUAGCAGCAAUUCGUAUGGUUCCUGUUCAUGUAUUUGGAGUGCUACCUUAUUCCCUUGUAUGCCGUUCGGGAGUUUGGAGCAUUCACUUGUAUUCAGUUCGUGAGUUUUGGUGAUUCUGCAGUAGCUUUGCCUGUCUCUGAAAGGGGAUUAUCGUCUAAGUGGUUUUUUCCCUUUUGUGCAAAACGGUCCGUUACAAUAGUUUUAUGUUUCAACAUUCCUCACUGGGUUACAGUAUAAUUACUGCCCAAUUCUACUACUUAAUUACAUUAUUAAAGGACCACUAUAGGCACCCAUACCACUUCAGCUCAAUGAAGUGGUCUGGGUGCCAGGUCCAUCUAGGAUUAACCCAGCAGCUGUAAACAUAGCAGUUUCAGAGAAACUGCUAUGUUUACACUAGGGUUAAUCCAGCCUCUAGUGGUUGUAUCACUGACAGCCGCUAGAGGUGCUUCCGCACUUCACACUGUGAAAAUCACAGUGAGAAGAUGCUGACAUCCAUGGGAAAGCAUUGAGAAAUGCUUUCCUAUGGACUGAUUGAAUGCGGGCGCAUUCAGAGCUGACGUCGGGAGAGGGAGGAGAGUUCCCCAGCGCUGAGGGAGCCCGGCGCUGGAGAAAGAUCAGAGUUUAACCCAUUCAGCCCCCUUGAGCCCAGCGGGAGUGGGACCCUGAGGGUGGGGGGGGGACCUAAAGACCCUAUAAGUUCUUCAUUUUUAUCUUCCAAGCAACCUAGGAAGAUAUUGGCAGUAUGUAAGAGUUGUUGAAUCAGUCAAGGUACAAGCAAGGCCUAAUAAUAGGAAGGGGUUUAUUAAUUUAGUUUUGUUCUGAGAUUAGGUGGUAUUAAUAUUUUUGCCUCUUUUUUUCAAGCCCACCUGUUUAUUGGUUUUGGCACACCACAACUGACUUGCUCUUACUGGUUUAGCUCAAACCUUAUUGAAUGCCUUUGGUCAUUGGUCCUUGCCACACAUAUAAAAGCAUUAUACCUGGAGUUGUGGGAGUGGUUUAGUCCAGCAAUAUCAGGAAUGAGGAUGUGAUAGCACUGAUCUCUAAUAAAUGCAAUAAAUGCAACAUUUCAUUUCAAAAGCAUCAUUUAGAGGUGGUAAAGACACAAAGGUAUAUUGAGGUAGCCAUUUUAUUGGCAUACCACAUGUGUCUAUGUUAAUCUGCAUCCUUCCUUUUUUGCAGUCUUUUUUCUUGUUCUCUAACUUCUUAUGCUCUUUACAGCGGCCUGGAUGAAAGAGAAGACAGGUCAAGGAGACAUGAGAUACUGUGGUAAGGAAAAAAUAUUUUAACAGUGAGAUUUAUUCAAUAGAUCUGUGACUCAGGCCCAGACUGGGCAAAAUUUCAGCCUGGGCAUUUCAAGGCAAAACAGCUUAAUAGACGCAGCACCCCCCUUAAAGUGCACAGACAUGGCACUGGAAAACCGUCAUGGCUUUGUUUAGCACACACCCACAAAUUAAUUGACACACUUUCUCUAUCUGAGCUAAACCUUGCUGAGAAUAAUCAAUUGGAACUCUCAGCCAAUGAGCCAAAGCCAGGCUUAGCUUAGGAAAACUGACAGAAACUCCCAGUUCUCCAUAGUUUGAGGCAGGGAAACGUUAAACUUUUCUAAAAUAAUUCGCUGCUUUACAAUAGGGGUGCACCAGGGCACUUUUUGAACUAUAACUACUACAGUGAACUUGGAGAGUCUCUUUUGAUACUGUGAUAAGAAAAAAAAUGUGUUGAGAAAAGCAUGGAUGGAUGCCUUCUCCUGUCUUUGGAGGCAUAGAAGGUUUCAAGAGAUUAUAUUGAGAGAUUUAUGGAAAGGGUGUUAAAGGGGUUUAUACAUCUUUUUUUUUUUUGUUUAUAAUGGCCUAUUUGGCACUAGGUAAUAGGUCCCCCCCUUAUAAAAGAAAUUCAUGUAUGAAUUAAUUUAUUUAUAAAUUAAAAAAUCAGUUUAAAACUUACCUGGAAUCCAGUGCUGAACAAUUAUCUUCCACUCCCCAUUUCAAGCAAAAACAAAGCACAGAUAGAUUCUUACCACCAUGAUCACUUAAAAAAAAAAAAAAGUGGUCAUUGUGAUGGUAGUAACCGUUUAAGUAAAUAUGGGCUAUCUAACCAGUUAAAAAAGGAAAGGGAUCAUAGCAUUAUUCAUUAUUGUGAUGAGUUUCAAUCUCAGUGUUUCUUUCUCAUAAUUUUUUAUGAGGUUUUAUGGGAAUUAGGUUCUUUCCCCAACGCUUUAUGUUACAGCUUUUUUGGUGUUUAGUAUUAGAAGUAAUAUGGAUAUGGGGUGAUCAAGUUCCAGGGUUAGAAGAACAGAAAAUCUGUCUUUCUGGUGAAGAUAUCAUAUUGCCAUUAAAUUCUCCACACAUGAUAUUAUUUAUUAGGAAUUACACACUCAGGACUUUUCCAAAGAAAUUUCCAGCCCUUCCUUAACAACUACAUUGGUUCUCAUUUUCAUGGAGUUCCUCUUCAUAUAUUUAGGUAUUGAGUAAACAUUUAAAGGGACACUAUAGUCACCAGUGCAACUACAUGUAUUCCUGACCCUAUAGUGUUAACACGACCAUCUAGGCCCCCCGGUCCCCUCAUGCAUCCAUAAGUAUAGUAAAAAUCUUACUGUAUUCAAGCCAGAAGCUGUAAAUCUGCAUGCUUUUAGACUUUAGGAAAACGAGCAGUCUGCUGACAUGUGAUAGCCUGAUCCAAUCACAGUGCCAGAGACCAGACUGGACUGGCCCACUGGGAUACUGGGAUAUUUCCCGGUGGGGCCGUCGGCACCUCGGGCCGGGCAGGCAGCUGGCUGACCUGCGGCCGCAGAGGGAGCUCUUUUGGCGGCCGCAGGUGGAGCUGGCUGUUCUGUCUCUGCUCCCCGCCCCAGCGCGCUGCUUACUGAGACCAGGGCCGGAAUAUGAAGUCAUAUUCCGGCCCCGGUCUCAUUAAGCUUUGUGCUGGGGCGGGGGAGCAGAGACAGAACAGCCAGCUCCCCCUGCGGCUGCCAAAAGAGCUACCUCUGCAGCUGCCAUAAGAGCCAGCUCCCCCAUGCGGCCGCCAUCAGACUGAGCUCCCCAUGCGGCCGCCAUCAGAGCUCCCCCUGGGGCCGCCAGCACACAGGUAGCAAUUAUGUGUAUCAGUGUGAGUGUCUGUGUGAGUGUCUGUGUUAUGGUAUGUGUGUGUCUGUCUGUGUCAUUGUGUGUGUCUGUCUGUGUAAUUGUGUGUCUCUGUCUGUCAUGGUGUCUGUGUCAUGGUGUGUGUGUCUCUCUCUGUGUCAUGGUGUGUGUGUGUGUGUCUGUCUGUGUCAUGCAAUGUGUGUCUGUGUCAUGGUGUGUGUGUGUCUGUCUGUGUCAUGGUGUGUGUGUGUCUGUCUGUGUCAUGGUGUGUGUGUCUCUGUCUGUCAUGGUGUGUCUGUCUGUGUCAUGGUGUUUGUGUGUGUGUCUCUGUCUGUGUCAUGGUGUGUGUGUGUGUCAUGCAAUGUGUGUCUGUGUCAUUGUGUGUGUCUGUCUGUGUCAUGGUGUGUCUGUCUGUCAUGGUGUGUGUGUCUAUCUGUGUCAUGCAAUUUGUGUCUGUGCCAUUGUGUGUGUGUGUGUGUCUGUCAUGUAAUGUGUGUCUGUCUGUGUCACAGUCUGUCUGUGUCAUGGUGUGUGUGUGUCUCUAUGUCAUGGUGUUUGUGUGUCUGUCUGCAUCAUGUAAUGUAUGUCUGUCUGUGUCACGGUGUGUGUGUGUCUGUGUCACGGUCUCUCUGUGUCAUGGUGUGUGUGUGUCUGUCUGUGUCAUGUAAUGUGUGUAUGUGUCACGGUGUGUGUGUGUCUGUGUCACGGUCUGUCUGUGUUAUGGUGUGUGUGUCUUUUUUAAGGUGUGUGUCUGUCACGGUAUGUUUGUGUGUCUGUCAUGGUAUAUGUGUGUCUCUGUCAUGGUGUGUGUGUCUGUCUGUCUGUAUCAUGGUGUGUCUGUCUGUCAUGGUGUGUGUGUUUCUGUCUGUGUCACGGUCUGUCUGUGUCAUCAAGCUUCAUGUCUGUCAUGGUAUGUGUGUGCGUAUGUGUGUUUUUACUCACCUUUUUUUUUCCCCACGUCGUGCUGGUCUCCCCUCGACUGGCCCUGCCUCUAUGGCUGAGAUCAUUAAGCUUGAUGAUCUCAGCCAAUCCGCACUGACACAGGAAGCACCUCUAGUGACCGUCUGAGUGUCUGUCACUAGGAAGCAAUGUAAACACUGCCUUUUCUAUAAAAAGUCAGUGUUUACAUUGAAAAGCCUGUAUACACACUAGAACCACUACAAUAAGCUGUGUGUGUGUGUGCGCUUGUGUGUAUCUAGGAUGCAUCUAGGGUGGCAAGACAUAGCCUUACAUAUUACAUGCGACAAUAUAUGGCGCAAUGACUUAUGGGGCUGGCAUAGAUUUUUUUUCCAGGGCUGCUUUGGAAUGCCCAGUCCAGCCCUGACUGAGACUGACAAGGAGGCAGAUCAGGGGCAGAGCCAGCAUGAUUCAAACACAGCCCUGGCCAACCAGUAUCUCCUCAUAGAGAUGUAUUCAAUCAAUGAAUCUCUAUGAGGAAAGUUCAGUGUCUGCAUGCAGUGGGAGGAGAUACUGAAUCACAGGAUGUUCGUGCACAGCAGAUCUGAGUGGAUGGAGGCAUAUUAUGAAGUCCCUCUGGUUCACUCUGAGUGACUGCAACUGGAGGUGUUCCUAGCUUUCAAUGUAAACACUGUAUUUUCCUCAUUAGUUGUUCAGGUGACUAUAGUGUCCCUUUAACCCCUUAAGGACCAAACUUCUGAACUAAAAGGGAAUCAUGUCAUGUGUCCUUAAGGGGUUAAAGGACCACUAUAGUGCCAGGAAAACAAACUCGUUUUCCUGGCACUAUGGUGUUAAUAGGUCCCUCCCACCGUCAGGGUCCCCCUCCCGCCGGGUUCAAGAGGGGUUAAGGGGUUAAACACUUACCUUUAUCCAGCGCCGGGCUCCCUCGGCGCUGGGGACUCUCCUCCCUCUUCUGACGUCAUCCGCACGAAAUCACAGUGAGAAGUGCGGAAGGGACACUAUAGGCAACCAGACCACUUCAGCUCAUUAAAGUGGUCUGGGUGCACUGUCCCUGUCCCCUUAGCUCUGCAAUGUAAAAUUUUUCACUUUUAGAGAAACUGUUAACAUUACAGUGUGAAGACUGCCUCUAGUGGCUGUCUCCCAGACAAACACCGGAGGCACGUCCUGCUGUUUCACAGAGCUUGACUCAGCGUUUUCAAAAUUCCCAUAGGAAAAUAUUGAUUCUAUGUGUUCCUAUUUGGUAGGCCUAAUGCGCAUGUGCCGUUUGCUGCGCGGGGAAGGGUGUGGGGUCAGAGGGAACUAUAGUGUUUUCAUAACAGCUUUGUAUACCUAAAACUGUACUGUUCUUUUAAAGCCAAUACAAGGUUUUGGAGACAUUAAUUCAAUUAAUGCCAAUAUAGGGUUCUAGAGACAUUCAUAUGCCACUUGCUUCUUCUGUCUUCUGUUUACUUUGAGGUGUCCAAGUUAAAUAAAAAGUAUUUAAAAAACACAACACAUGGCUAACUUACAGUUAGCUACUGGUCUAUGCAAGGCCCCUUUAAGAAUGUUAUUUAACUUUAAAAAAAAAGUUCAACUGCAUGUUUGCACUGCUAGUAACAGUAACUGAAGUGUAUACAUUAACAUGCUGAUUGAUUUUCUAAAGUUGACUGUAUAAUUUUACCCUGAUCUUUGUUUUCCAGGUGGCAGUGGGGUAGUGAGCGAGUGCUGGGCAGACUCCGAAGUGGAUUCCUCUAGUUCAGGGCAGCCUAUCCACCUUUGGCAGUUCUUAAAAGAACUUUUAUUGAAGCCACAUAACUAUGGGCGAUCCAUUCGUUGGUUGAACAAAGAGAAAGGUGAAUGCACAUGUUUUUCCCGACACUUGAUAUUGCAUUGCCUGUAUUGCUUAUAUUUAUAGUUUUUCCUUUUAUAUUUAAAGGAAAGCUUUAGAAAAAGCUUGGCACAGACCGUUUCUUCCGUGCUACUUUUACAUUCUGCACACUUCAGUAACUACUUUUUAGGCUACUACAAUCGAGAAUAUCCAUAAGUUUAGUUUACUAUUUAGUAUUGAGGUAAAAAAAAUAAAAAAAAAAUUAAAUGGAGCCAUAGAAAAUUAACUCAGCUACAGUAUUACUUUUAAAGAAAAAGCACCAAACUGGUGAUGCUGAGUCUGAUUUGCUAGCUAGUGUUAGGAGAUGUUCCUAGGAAAAUUGAGAUUUGAUUUUUUUUCUUUCAUAACUCCUACUGAUCAUAGACAUGAAAAGACGCUAUGUGACACAUAGAUACAUUGUUUAAUUAAAAGAACCCUACUGCUAUAAUGGACUGGUGCUCUCUCAUGGUAAGACAUCAAACCACUCUGAGGCAGGCGUUGCUUAAGCUGUACAUUGGGCCUGCUCAUUUGCUGAGUGCAAUAUCAAUCAGGUUGGCUACUUAUCUUUGGACGGUGCCUGUGUGAUCCUGGCACUAUAUGUACUACAACCGGCUGUACUGGUAUGGUGCUGGAAGUUUUCUUUUAAAUUACUUUGAAUAUGCAGCUCUAAGUCUCACCUCUCCUGGCUGUGACUCACAAUCAGCUGUGAGCCACAGCCUUCAUGAAAGAAAGAUUUCAUUUUCACACUGAUCUUAUAGCACAGUGUGUUUACUGUUCUUAUCUCCUGUUCUGUUAAUUGAACACAUGCAGAAGGCUGCUGUAUGGUCAAGCAGGCAAUUAACAGAGCAGGCGGUACAAACUUCUAAAUUAAACAGACAGUGCAAUAAGAUAAGGUUUGACCUCUUUUUCUGGAAGUGUGUGGCAAGGCUGUAUGAGUCAGCCAAGGAAAAUGGGCUAGGGCUGCAUAAACAAAGUGGUACUAAGAACGGAUAAUGGCUCAAGUAGCUCUUUCUUUGCUGAGUCCCUGCUCAGGUCUCUUUAAAGGACCACUAUAGUGCCAGGAAAACAUACUCGUUUUCCUGGCACUAUAGUGCCCUGAGGGUGCCCCCACCCUCAGGGUCCCCCUCCCGCCCGGCUCUGGAAGAGGGAAAGGGGUAAAAACUUACCUUUUUCCAGCGCUGGGCGGAGAGCUCUCCUCCUCCUCUCCGCCUCCGUUACGCCGCGCCGCUGAAUGCGCACGCGCGGCAAGAGCUGCGCUACGCAUUCAGCCGGUCUCAUAGGAAAGCAUUUACAAUGCUUUCCUAUGGACGCUAGCGCUCUCACUGUGAAAAUCACAGUGAGAAGCACGCAAGCGCCUCUAGUGGCUGUCAAUGAGACAGCCACUAGAGGCUUUGGGGGAAGGCUUAACCCAUUCAUAAUUAUAGCAGUUUCUCUGAAACUGCUAUAAUUAUGAAAAAAUGGGUUAACCCUAGAAGGACCUGGCACCCAGACCACUUCAUUAAGCUGAAGUGGUCUGGGUGCCUAGAGUGGUCCUUUAAGUUUUAGGUCAAUGUGUCAUUAAAAAAGAGAACCUUAGUCACACAUUUAGACUGAUCCCACACAUAAGCACAGUCCAGAUCCAAAACCCUGGAAAGUUUCCUGGCAAGAGAGACAUACAACAACCCCAGACAAUUUUGCUUGUUGAGCCUCCUCAACAGGGGCAGCUGUAGACUUUGCGAGGCCUCAGGCGAAACUCAAACACCAUUAGUUGAAAAAAAAAAUAGUGGUUGCCUUGUGUGUGCAUAAGGAGCUGUACCUGUAUUGAAGGGCGAACUUGCAGCUUUUGAUACAGAGAUGUAAUCUCUGUAUUCAUCUUCAGAGGCUUGCAUUGUCGCAGCUCCCUAUGCCACUGCGUUGUGAGCACUUGUAGAUACUUGUAGAUGACUGUAGAUAUGGUAUAAUAUGCUAAUCAUUUAUAUACAAUUGCUGGGUAUGGUUGUAUAGCCUGUCAGUUGUGUAUACAUAAGUGCCAGUGUGAAGGGGUUAUUUGAAAAAUCUACAUUUUGUUUGGGUUUUAAAAAACAAAUAUUUUCCAAAUAAUAAAGAAAGUUACAGAUAAGAAAACAAUGAUGUCAUAGACCUUUCCCCACAUAUUCUAACAUCUUUUGAAUCACAACAAUCAAAAAAUACCACAAAAUAAAGCAACAUAUUGUCUAGGUUUUUUUUUAAAUUAUAUUUUAAUAUAUUUAUGUGCAAUCAAAAGUCUGUAAAUGUUUCCUAUAAUGUUUAGAAAAUAAUGAAUACAGCUACAUACAUUCUUUUAUUUUUGUUGACACCAUUUUAGAUAAACACUUUUUUUUUGGCAGUGUGGAGGUGGUGUAUGUUUCUGUUCAAUUAGUAUGCCUAGCUUUUUUUCUUACAUUUUAUGAUGUAUUUCAUUAGUUUAUAUGGUCAAUAUUUGUCUCCUAUUUGUACUUUUUGUGAAAGAUGCUUUUCUAAUUUCAGGUAUUUUCAAGAUAGAAGACUCUGCACAGGUUGCACGUCUGUGGGGAAUCAGGAAAAACAGACCAGCAAUGAACUACGAUAAACUGAGCCGCUCUAUCCGUCAGUACUACAAAAAGGGAAUAAUUCGCAAGCCGGAUGUAUCACAGCGCCUUGUUUAUCAGUUUGUGCACCCACAGUGA
Messenger RNA from Pelobates cultripes (western spadefoot toad), 55943 nucleotides. Lineage: Eukaryota; Metazoa; Chordata; Amphibia; Anura; Pelobatidae. The record is from the annotation of a GenBank genome assembly.